Podarcis lilfordi (Lilford's wall lizard) is the source of this 75508-nucleotide messenger RNA. The record is from the annotation of a GenBank genome assembly. NCBI's taxonomy places the organism in Eukaryota, Metazoa, Chordata, Lepidosauria, Squamata, Lacertidae.
GCCGGUGACGUCACGCUGGGCUCAGCCGGCGCCAUUUUGAAAGUGGAACCCGAGCGGGGGAGGGGCUGGGUCGGGAGAGGAAGCCGGGCGCGGGGGAAGCCCUGGGAGCGAAGCCGCCUUGCCCGCUCCCGCCCCCCGGACGCGAUCCGCCGCCAUCCUCCCUCCGCGCUCCGCCUCAGCCCGGGACGGGGAUAGCAGCGGGAAGCUGAGAGGCCGCUUCAGCCCGGCCGGCCACCAUUGGGAGCCCAACAUGGCAGGUAAGGGCACGGCAGACCCUCGCGCUUCCCGGGGACGGGCGCCUGCUCCUCGCAAGCCCAGGGGCGGCCCAGGCAGGUGAGGGAGCUGGUCCGGCCUCGCCUCUGGCGGAGCUUGCGGAGCUGCGCGGCUGCUGCUUGCUCCUGCACUUGCAGGCUGACCUGGGGGAAGGCGCUGGGCUGCUUCCUCUUCCUCGCCCCCCUCGUCCUUUGCAAUGCAUUUCCCUCUGCAAAUCUGCUCCGCUGCUCCAUUACUAUUAUUAUUGCAUCCUCAUUUUCCUUGCUGUCCUCCGCCAAUAGCUCUACCGCCGAAGCACAAAUGCCUGCUCUUGGUCUUCGUUCCCCUGCUCUCCUCCUCGCCUUCCCUCCUUCGACCACGCACCUUCAUCCAUUUAGCCUUUUAUUUCUAACAAGAGAGAAAGUCUCCCUUCCUUGCGAAGGCAGAGGCAGAAGUUGGGGGAGAAAUCUCCAGGGAUGGGCGUGCAGAGAUGGAUUUUCUUCUUCCCCCAGGCAGAGGUGGGGGUGUUGCCGAGGGUCUCAUCCUUUGCCUUCUGAUCUCGCUUUCCUAAGUGUGUGUUUCUGCAAGCUUUGGCGUCGAGGCUUUUGCAGCCUUGCUUAUGUCUGAAAUGAUGGGUCUGGUGCGAGUGGAGGUGCAGCUUGGCAAUAAUCUGCGCGCAAAACGAGGGCUAUAGCAGCCUGGGGUGUUGGGUCUGGCAGGCAGAUAGAGAAGCCUGGGCUUCCUCCAUGUGGGGCGGUGUGAGGCGUGUUCUCUCUGAGAGGAGAUGCCCCAUGUUGCAGCGUGCUGGAGCUUGCACGGUGUAAAGGCUGCAAAUCUGUCUCAUUGCGCAGGGUAUGUGGUGCUGUCCCAUUUGUGUUCCUUUUUCUGGAAUCCGUUCACCCACAUCCCACACAUUUAAUUGCUUUGUGUUGGGAAGAGUCGCAUGGGCGGCUGUAUUUAGAUCCUUGCCUUGCAGUCUCGCAGCACAAGCCACACGCCUCCGUCUUGCCCUUAUUUUUUCAUCAAUGGGAGGAAAGCCAUGAAUGUAGCAGAUUAUAUAUGUGAUGUUGGGGAAGGAUGCACCAGUUUCCCCCCCCCGGAUAAAAGUGGAGUUUUCUGUCCUUUCAUGAAAAGCCCCUGCCCCACCCAAGGAAAGAGUAAACUGGGGGCGAGCACCGGAUGUGGGCCUUAGGGUAGGGGUCGCCAAUGUGCUCUUUUCCAGGUGGCGUCUGAUUCCAUCAGCCCCUCAGCAUGGCUCAUGGUCAGGGCUGAUGGGAGUUGGAGUCCUGCAGGAUCCGGAGGCGGCUGCUGGCUUCGCCUGCCUUAGGAGCUCUUGCAGUUAGAUGCACUUUUAAAAUACAUCUAUCUAUAUAACAUGUAGCUAAACAUCCUCUCACAUUUCCAGGGUGCCUAAAUAUGGUAGAAUGUGUCAGCACAAAGUAACAAAGAAUGGUGGGAAUAGAAUAUUUGUAGAUUGUUUCCAUUUUCCUGUGCUCUGAUGGUUGUUUAUGCUUCUGGCACGCUCAUUCUUCUCCCGACUUGAACUUUUUUCUUAAAGUUGCUCAGCCUUGUGUGGAGAGGGAAACCCGCCCUCAGUUCCCCCUUGCCAAGAGGCAACUGUUGCUCAGCUCUUCCAGAGAGACGACUUCUUGUUUGGGGGAACAUGUCUUAGGGAAAGCUCCAUUUUGACAUCUUUCAGGAAUUGAGGACGGCUCGCUCUUUCUUCAUUCUCUCUCUCUUCCUGUAUGAACCCAGCCCAAAUGACUUGGUCUAAAUGACAUGCAGAAGAAAUGGGUGGUGUCUUUUCUACAUGUUUUGGUGGCAAGGUUCAAAUGAUUCACCGUCUUCCGCUGAGGCAGUAAUGUUCCUGAAAUUUUCUCUCCGGUCCAUCUUUUACGGUAGUUUAAAGCUUAUUCAUAACAUAACAAAACAAAGCUCCUCAAACCCAAUCUAUCCAGGUUUGAGGGCUGAAGGUCCUCCUGUUUUUCUUUUAAAUAAAUACUUUGAAUGUUAACAUACUUGUCUAUGUUCAUAAAAGACUCUGUGUUAAUUCUUUAGAGCCUUUUACUCGGAGGGUGAAGCAUGGUUCCUAAAAUAAGUACAUGGGCUUGUUUUAAGUGAUAAAUUACAUGAUUUCAUUCUAGAUCCUAGCAGCUUAAUAGCAGUGUAGGAAAAAUGAAUGCAGAAAGUUAAUUUCUUUGGUAAGAAGAGUAAAGUGUUUUGCUUCCUGCGUGAAAUUCUAGCAGACAUAAGUGGCAUGCUCGUAUUCUAAACUUGUAUGGUUUCUGGAUUUACUAGUUACAUGGUUCUGAGAGAUGUCAACAGUUUGUAGAGAAACUGAUGUUUACUCUGUGCUUGAUAAAUAUUUUUGAAAUCUGGACUGAUCCUCAUCGACAAAAGUGUGUCUGUGUGUGUGGAUGUGGGGUGGUGAAAGUGGAACAGUUUGAUUGGGUUCCUAGGUUCUUACAUCUGCUUUGAAAAUACUUGAUUUCUGUGCUGUCUUCUCAGCACCACUGACUCCCCAUGCCAGCAACCCCUGUUUACUAGAGUGGAAUGCUGGCAGAGUUUAAUGGGCAGGGUGUGGAUUACGUUUGUUUAACUUUUGUUUUGUUUCUAGGAGCCGGAGGUGGCGGGAAUGACAUUCAGUGGUGUUUUUCUCAGGUGAAAGGGGCUGUGGAUGACGAUGUAGCUGAAGGUAAGAGCAAUUAACCCUUGAUAUUGCCCAUGACAAUGUAACUGUGAUACUACAGCCACAUGUUCAUGGAAAUAUACUUGUCUUUUUCUUGAGUUCUGCACAUCAGCAGUAAACUCAGAAAACCACGAAGAAACUCCAUGCUCAUUGGCACUUAAGACUAAAGUGGGGUGUGUUUUUAAGGGUGUGCAACUCCACUGACACCUGCAGGUGUCUGCUUGCAGUCCUUUCUAGGUCAUUCCAUAGCAAGUGAUCCAACUUUUUUACCUCAUGUCAUCCAAUUUUCUUAAUAUUUUUUACACUUGUUGAAUGAUCAAAACUAAAUUUAAAUCUACAUUUUUUUUAAAAAAAUCUCAUCCUGUUUGUGAGUUAUGAGGGUUUGAAAUUUCAAAAAAUUGACAAUUUUUGCCUUGCUGGGCUACACAAAAACCUUAAAAGCUCAGCCCAGAAUUGUGAUAUGUCAAAACUAAAAACACACAACUCUUCAGAACUUCAUGGGCUUUAAUAUGAUAUGUCACAUGAUGGACUUACUUUAAAUUUUAAAUUUAAGUUACAAAAUUGGAAAUGUUGAAAAGUGGUUAAAAAAAUUAAUAUCAUAAAAUGUCUCUCCCAAAAUGUAUUGAUUAUUUAAUAUUUUGAAGUGCUACCUGCAAAUUUUCAUCUUCGGAUCUCAAUGAGAUCACAUAAAAAUAAUAAUUUGUACAUUCAUGUCUGCCUUAUUGGGUUUUAUUUAGGAUAAAUGGGUCUUCUUGGAGUAAAAUAUAACAGAAUGAACAAGACUUCAAACUAUCAGUUACUCCAGGCAUUUCUUUAGAAACUUAUUCAGUUAAAAGGUAUCUGAAAAGCUACUCAGGCUUUUCUUUUAAAAAUGUGUUCCAAAGCUGAGUGAUAGCUUGCUAUUGCAUGAUAGAAUUAACACCUUGAAAGAAUUCUUGUUAGUACUUCAUUUCAUGAACAUUACAAACAAAUGUAAAAUUAUGGAGGGGGGGGGGGAGCCUUGCACAUGAAAUUUGUCUGAAAACAUUUAUUCUUCCAUUAUUUAUACUUUACACCAAAUGCCUUUCAAGAGCAUUUCUUGCACACCACGUUUCAUUUUUGUCAAAGUGUGUGACCAGUUGCAGUCCUUGGUUCGACCCUUGUUUGUCAAGGCCAAAAUUGUCAGUUUUUUAAAAAAAUUCAAACCUUCAUAACUCACAAAUGGGAUGAGAUAAAUAAUUAAAAUUUUAGAUUUAAACAUAGUUUUGAUCAUUCAACAAGUGUACAAAAUAUUAACAAAACUGGAUGGCAUGAGGUAAAAAAAGUUGCAUCACUUGAUAUGGAAUGACCCUUCUUCAAGUAUUGUUUCAUCUCUAUAAUGCAACAUUAAAGCACCAUUAAACUUUGCUCACAUACACCAGGUGAUGGUACCUUUCUCAUAUGAGGCUGUACUGUAUGUUCUGUCCUACCAAUCAGCACUAUGGAUUCUUAGUUAUCCAGUAUUUUGGUUAGCCGUAUCACAGUGGCUUUGGAAAUUCAUGUGUGAAGUUUUCUGUCUGGGCUAACUGUAGUUAUUGGAAUCCAAAACCUGAAGGGCUGGCAUAAUUUUCUGCAUGCUUGAUUUUGCUUGAUUAUAGUACAGCAUUAGGAAUUCCCAUUAGCUCUGGACUGUUCAAAUGGAAAAUGUGAUAGAAGGUACCAUGCAAGUAUUAUACUUCAUAGGCAGGCCUGGGCAAUGUAUUGAUAUAUCGCCCAGGACAGGUAUGAGGGGCAGACCGUGAUGGCAGCUUCACUCGGCGGUAUAUUGUGAGUGACACCAUCAUCGCUCUUGAGUCCCUCUGCUACCAGUGCCCAGCACACCGAGGGAGAAACAAGCCGCAGCUGACAGUGGAGGCAGGGGGACUCAGGAACAGCGGUGAUUUCACCAGUGAUUUACCACUCUGCCCUCAUAACCGUUGCAGAGGGAGAAACAAGUUGCAUUGGCGAGGCGUGAUACAGCUUGUUCUCCCCUCCGCUUCUUUAAACUGCUUGGCUGAGGAGCCUGACAGGCCACUGCAGUUUUAAAGAGCCCCCGGCCCGCCACCUGCUUGCACGAAGCAGUGGUGGGCCAGGGCUCCAUUAAAGUGCUCCCGCUCCCCGGCUGAGGGAGCCCCGAUUCUUCUCCUCCGUGCAAUCAAGCAGGAGAAGGAUCAGGGCUGCUCAGCUGGGGAGCAGGAGGCUUUGCACCCCCCAGCUGAAGAAGUAGAAUGGAGCCCCCACCUGGCCUCCGGCUUGCGUAAGCCAGAGAAAAAGCAAUUAUUAAAAAAAACCAUUAAAUGUGAAUAGAGUUAAAACUACACACACACACACAAAAACUUGUUUAAAACAUUCAAAUAAUUACAAUAAAAACAGCUUGGCACCAGCCCUUUCAUUAAAAGCAGUCAAUUCCCAAAAGUCUGUCGGAACAAGGAGGUUUUCACCUGUUGGUGGAAGGACAACAAGGAGGGAGCCAGUCUAGCUUCUCCAGGGAUCCCUCCAGAGUUCCAGAGUCUGGGAACAGCCACCAUUAGUAUACAAUAUAUUAAUCAGAGCAUCAUGCAAAUUCGACUUUUAGUGAAUGUCACCAUGGAGUCCGAUCCAUUGCAUAGUUCUGCCACUUAAGAAGGCAGUCUUAUAGCAUCGAGGAGGACUUAUUCCCAAGCAAGCAUGCAUGCCAGGGUUUGCAGUCUUCACCUGAAAUAAUCUAGAUUUAAUUUUUCCUGUGGCUGGGACCAUAGCUCUCUGAUAGAGCACUGUGUUUGUGUGCAGGAGGUCCCAGGUUCAGUUCUUGUCAUCUCCAGUUAAAAAGCAUUACAGGUAGUCGGGAUGGGGAAGCCCCUUGGCCUGGAGCCUUGGAGAACUGCUGCAGUCUGGGUAUGCCAGUGAUGGGGAACUGGAUCUUACCCACCUUCCAUAGGUCGAGAUUGGCAGGUGGGUGGGGCCACUCACUUAUCAGUCACGUAACAUUGCACAGCCCAUGAAAUGCCAACAAGCAGCUGGCUUUGAGUCUUGUGAAGCCCUUAACCACAGCCCUUUGUAGAUGCCACCAAUCAGCUGAUCAGUGGUGUCCACAAACUUCACUCUGGGCUUGGGCCAUGUUGGCCACAAUGGCCUCACAGGCCAAUAGGGGAGGCCUGGCAAGCCUGCUCUGGCCCACAGGCAGGAGGUUCCCAACCCCUGGGUUAGACAAAUUACAGCUUACUUUGUCUUCUUCUUGGUAGCAUAAUUGGUGUAUAGUACCAGGCUAUCCAUCUAGCCUAGUAUUGUCUGCUCAGACUGGCAGCGGCUCUCCUGGGUUUCAGAACAGAGGUCUUUCCCAUCACUUGUUAGCUGAUUCUUUUUUAAAGAACAAAAACAGAGGCAUGCCAGGUGUGAAACCUGGAACCUUCUUCAGGCAAAGCAAGUUCUCUGCCACUGAAAUAUGGUCCUCUGCAAGCAGCAUCUGCUUACUACAUCUCGACUUUCAUUCAAGGAACAUACCCCAUGCCACUGCUGCCACUCUGUGAGGCAGGUCAGACUGAGAGAGACAGUGACUGACCCAUGGUCACCCAUCGAGCUUCAUAGUUGAGAAGGGCUUGAAGCGGAGUAUCCCAGGUCCUAGUUUGACACUCGGUCUAACCACUACACCACACUGUAUAUUUAUACAUGAUAUAUGAUCUAAAAAUAAUAAAUUUCAAGAGCCACAAGACUCUUAUUUUUGCAGCAGCAGACUAAACACAGCUACCCUUCUGGGAACCUUUAUAUAUUAUUUCCUCAGAGCAAACGAGACGCUGCAUUGAGCUAAAAAUUUGCAUCCUUACUGCUGAAGGCAAGCUUUUAAAGUCCACUUCUGAAGCAUAAGGAUUCAGCAGUUUCUAAGGGGCGCUACUGUAUCAGCUGUAUACUGUAUACUGUUGCCGUGCGUAAUGUAGCAACCUAGCAGAGUGGUUGUAAGAGGGGCUGGGAAAGUGCCAUAUGCGGGCUCUCCACUGCAACCUUACCAGCCAAGGGUGAAAGUUGAGGCAGGGAUUUUCCUUUGCACCACCAGCUCCUAGCUGGCAUGGUGGAGGGAGCCAAAUUGGGCCCCUCUUCAAGGAGUGGACAGUACGCUGGGACGAUGUAUUGAUACAUCACCCAGGACCGAUAUGAGGGACGGACCACAAUGGUGGCUUCACUUGGCGGUACAUUGAGAGUGAAACUGCCACCACUUCUGAGUCCCUCUGCCACCAGUGCGCCGAGGGAGAAGCAAACUGCAGCCAGAGGCAGAGGGACUCAGAUGUUGCUGGCCUACAAUUCCCACCAUCCCUGGUUGCUGGCCAUGGUGGCUGGAGCUAAUAACAUCCAAUAACAUCUGGGGAGACAGGUUCCCCGUUUGCAUUCUAGACAAUAGCUUGAUGGCUACAAGAGAUUCAGUGUCCCAGUAAAUGACUAUCUACAGCCCUCCAAUGGAUUUUGCUGUAUUGAUCUCAGCUGUGUUGGCUGUUUCAGAAGUAAUGCUUGCAGCCUGUGAACAGCAGCUGGGAUUGAGAGGCAGCUGCAGGAACAUCUGCUUCAUCAUCUCUCUUCCCUCCCCCAACACCAACUGAUAACCAUGAUUAAGGGAAAUAUUUUUCAGUAGGAUCUGGAACCAACAUUUGAGCAUGGUUUCAAACAGCUAAAAAACAGGUGACUUGGUUAACAUUAAGGCUAACACUGUUGUUUUGCUUUACAGUGUGCCUGAUUCGGGAGGUGUUCCUAAAAGGCCUGGAAGGAGGGAGGCUAUAUUCUAUGGAAAAAGAGAAAUGGAUAGCUGUCUGCACAAGUCUAACCUCUAGAGAGGGUUUAAUUUUGCAGUCGCAGGAAAUACCAUAUUCAGAUAAACACAGUAUCUCCUGGUUCCAACACAUUGCAGGAGCAGGAGGAUUUGAACAUGCGCUUGAUCCCUCCCUUCCAAGAGGCCAAUAAUGGCUAAAUAAUGGCCUUCAGGAAAAGGAUUAUUGCUUAGUGGUAGAGCAGCUGCUUUGAAUGCAGAAGGUCUCAGGCUCAAUCCCCAGCAGAUUCCAGGGGAGCAACAGUGGGAGAUGUUAUUGCCUUCAUGCCCUUCUUAUCCCAUGUCUGAGACCUUGGAGAGCUGCUGCCAAUCGGUGUUGACAAUACUGAACUAGAUGUGCCAAUAGUCUGACUGUAUGUCUUCCUAUGCAUGCGUCUUUCUAUGUUGGUGAAUUUGAAUGGUUAAAAGUGACCUAAAUAAAGUGCAGAGUUUCUUACUCUGCAUUAUCAUAUCUCUAGAGAACAACACCCAAACCUGUUCCUAGUAGCAGGUUUAUUUACACAAUUUAAGGAAACAUGUUGGCUUGCUUUACUAUUAAUCAUGAGGCUGUCUAGCAUGCAGAUACUUUUCUUCUAUCUUGGUGGAGCAUACAGUGACAUCAGGGUUGCACAGUUUUCUGAGAGGGGCUUCUGUUAAUCCACAUGAGACAAGACUGACAGACGGAUAGAUUCCUUGUUCAGGAGCAUUUGGUAGUAGAUGCAGAAUGAUGAUCUGGGAACUUCUUUCUCUUGAUGGUCUCAUCAAGCCUUGUGCAAGCAGGAAAAGUCAAAGGUGUCCAACUUUCUCAGAAUUGGGAAACCAUCUUGAAAAUGCAAGUUGGGGCAAUCAAGCUCGUCUGUGUGACUUUGUAAUUCAUUUGUAACUGUAAUUUAAGGGUUGUAUCCAAUUCUAGUUUUAUUUGGAGCUGAUUUACUGAAGUUAAUGAAUAUGAUUAACUCAGGUUCAUUAAUUUCAGAGGGUUCAUUCUGAGUAGAACUUAGCUGAAUACAACCCUAAGUUUAGUUGUAAUUAAUUUUAUUUAUUGACAGUGAUAAUAAGUUGCUCUUCCAAAUUAUUCAAAGUAGUAUUUGUUUUAAAAUACUAAUCAAAGCAAAUGUUAAAGCAGUAAUAAAGCAGUGUUCUCUUUAGGGCACAUGGCUUGGACUCUUCCGCUUUCCCUUGGAGCACUUAGGUCUUUAAAUUGGGGGGGGGCCUGUUUUGACAGUGGGGUGGAAGGAGCAUUCCCUAUUAUACAUAUUGAGCUAUUUGUCCAUCUUUUGUUUUGGGAUGCUGUCUGCCUGGCCUCAAAAAUUUUGUAGCCAUCAAGAUUUGGGUGCUUAUCAGUCCUUUUUAAUGGUCUUCUUUCAAAGUUUCCCUCUUCGACCCUUGGCCAAGUUAUUCAAGUUCCCAGAUCCUGCAUUUCCCCUUCUGGGAAUCAGGCUGUUGACUUCUGACGUAAGUGGAGGUCAACAUUAAAUGAUGGCACUAAUUUGGUACAGCUUGUCAUGUUUGUGAUUCUGUUACUUUUUCAGUCUGAGCAUUCUUUAAGGAUGAAUGUUGCAGAUGAAGUUUCCUCAGGUUCCUCACCUUUUAAUUUCAGGAAAUGAAGAUGGCAGUGUGACAGAAUUAAAAAACCUUUUUUUUCCUUUUUUUUCCUUUUUUUUUUUGCUUGUCUAGCUAUUUUUAGUAUUUUGAAACAAGUGCAUGCAAACAUUGCAAGUUUGCUUCAAAUUUGCAAAGUGGCUGUGGAACUCAGACAUUUUAAACCCCAAGUUCAUUGUGUGAGAGUGCAAAACUAAGGUUGAAUUGAAGGGCACCAUCUGCAUUUCAGCUUUUAGCUGCUAUUGAAUCUUUUAGUACAGGGUUUAGCAACAGAACAUCUGUCCAGCAUCCAUUUCAUUGGAGAUACUGUAUUUGACAGCUCUAAAAUGUUCAGUUGGUUGUCAAGUAGAUCAGCUGAUACGGUAGUAAAGGGGAGCUGAUGGUCUGUUGAGGAAGGAAGGUUGAGGUGUGGAGUCUAUUGCUAUGUGAUUGGGAGUCCUAAAUUCUGUGCUGGAACACCCCAGCUGCUGUAACAGCAAAACCAAAAUGUAUUCAGUAAAUUGAAUAAAUUAAGACAGCUAUCUUAAUUUAACAUUCAAAGGGCUGGCAAUGUUUUCUCAUUUCUAAUCAUCAGGGUGAAAAAAACUUCACCAAGCCCUGUAAAAAAAACAAAACACCUUAAUUUUUACAGGGCUUGGUGCAGUAAAUAUAUCCAGUUCAAUCAGGUAUACUUCUAUGCAGGCAAAGCGGUAUCUGUCUCAAUGCUAGCUGUGGGCAAGAUGGUACUUACAACAUGCCAAGGUGCCCCAGAAGCCUAGACUCCCAGAACUUUGCACAGGGCACCCAGGAAAUAAAAACCGGUGCUUCACAGAGAUUCGAGUUUUAGAGUGAUUUAGAUUCAGUCACUAGGAUGAAGCUGGCUUUUCUAAGCAAUCAUCAAAUGAGUCCCUACAUGUCACAAGGAACAGUGUAUUUCACCUGUCCAGACUGAAAACUACAAAGGUAUUGAUAACCACCAUCCAGGUCAUAGUCCCAAUGAAUUGGUGCAGGCUACUUUUAGGAUGGAGUCGAUGAAGUUAGGGCAAAGAAUUCUCUAAAGCUUCCUUCAUUCCUCAGAUUAUAUGAAAGAUGUGGAGAAAUUCUGACCCUGCAGCCACCCUGGACAUUCCCAGAGGUCUUUGCAAUAGGUUGUAUGAGGUGCCAGCCAAGUGAGGGGAGGGGAAUGCCCUCCUGGACUGAUGUAAACAUAUGGCGUAGCAUUGCUUUCAACUUGACUGGCACUCUGGGAAAAGAGGACUUGGGUCCAGUGUUAGAAACCCAGAUAUAUAAUCUAGGCACCAAAUGGCUCCUUAAACCAAGGUUGCAGACACCAAAAUGGAAUUGUCUAGUUGCCAUUUAUUGGGAAAGAUGGUCCCAAAGUCUGAUUUUUCAAAUGAUGAACUGACUGUGAUUGAUUCUCAGUUAAACAUCUUGCUAGUUCAGAUGACAACCUUGAGCUAGGUUAAGAGCUUUGAAAACUUAAAGAUGAAAAGCCACCUGGUCCAGGGACAGUCCACAUAUAUAUUGGCUUAUUCCAAUCUCUUUUUCUUAAUGGUGACUGCUUCUGGUCAGGCUGCACAGAAAAAGCAAUUUGGUCCCAGAAAUUCAUUCUGAUGGGGCAGAUAAAAUAUAACUGAUAGAAUUCUACAGGAUGUGGUAUUAAAAUAGUCCAGAUCCAGUGAUUCCCAGAUGGUGGAGAUGUCAGGCGCCAUAUUGGUGCCUAGGAAUCUUCACUUGGUCGCAAGUGGUUGAACACCAGGUGCAAAAUGCUAAUUUCGAACACUGCUUGGGUCCAGUAGAUUACCAGCUUAUAAUGACAAAAUGCUGUGAGUACAUUGCACCAGUUCCUGCUGUAAUACCUCGUUCUUCAAGGAGGGGAACAUUAAAUUUCAGAAUGGUUUGAAGACAUACGCCAAACAAUUUCUUAAUUACCAUCCUCCCACAAACUGCAGAAACGUGUGAUGCAUGCAAAAACUAUUCUGUUUUCAGACAAAAGUUGGCAAAUGGGAAAGAGUGAAACUGCUACAGUGCAAGAUUUAUCGUGUGUAGCAAAGUCUGAAGAAGGGAUACUGAGGCCUUAUAAAGCCAUUUUCUUGCAUUGGAGCUAAAACCACAGAACCUUAGGGUCAGUGGUGUGGCUUUGACUGUGGGGGAAUUCUUAACAAAAGUACUUUACUACUAGUGAUUAACAGUUCAACAGUUGCAGUAUGGGUAGGAUUAAAGAAAAAAAAAUUCCCUGCAAUUUAUUUAGGAAGGCUUGUCGGUAAGCAAUGCAAGCAAAUGCAUGUCUAUGCACAAGCAAACCCUACUGAAUUCAAUGAGGCUUACUCCCAGGAAAGUAGAAGUAAGUUUAGUUGAAUUCAGUGGGGCUUAAGAUUCCACUUAAUCCUCUGAGUGGGGAAGCAGAUGCAACUUGACUGGAAAUCACUCAAACUAUUCUUAAAUUGGUUGAAAAUAUAUUAAAUAUGGAAGUUUAUUUAAUAGUUUUAUUAAAUCUACUACUUCCUUAUGUUUUAAAGCCCUCCAUUGCCAUGGGGAGGUGUGGGAAGCCCUUUGCUGCCCCAGGGUCUGCUGCAGGGCUGCCCAGAGAAGCCCUUUGCCACCAGGGAUAGUUGCGGCAAGGUCCUCCUCCGCUGUGGGGAUGCCCGGCGAGGCCUCCUGCCACUGCGUAUCUAUAUUGUGAUAUAUUGAGAUACUGUGAUGUUUAGCUGGUGAUACAUCACAAUGUUGAAAACCAGAUGUUGCCCAGCCCUACUCUUAUGCACUUGUUUCCUUUGCUUUGACUACAGUUUUUAAACUAACUUUUUAAAAGAGAACUGACUGUCCCUGGAGGGGUUUAGACCGGAGUGAACUACAGUACCGGGCAUAGGCAAACUCAGCCCUCCAGAUGUUUUGGGACUACAACUUCCAUCAUCCCUAGCUAACAGGACCAGUGGUCAGGGAUGAUGGGAGUUGUAGUCCCAAAACAUCUGGAGGGCCGAAUUUGCCUAUGCCAGUACUGUACCAUCCCCUGAAUUCCCAUGAAUGCCUGAAUACUUAUUUUCAAGAGGAGAAUUGGUCCAGUGGCUGUUUGCUCUCAUGGGCAACAGUUUUCAAGAUGUGUGUUCCUGUUGCGGUGGUGACCACUUCAUCUGCACAAUGUGUCACUUUUCCUCCAAUUGUGUUUUUCCUUUUUAAAAGUGUCAAGGCCAUUUGAUAGAUUGAUUUGACCUAUUUCCUCCUCCUCAUCCCCCUCCUCCUGGAAAGGUCCUGGAACUUGGGUACCAGCACAGCUGAAAAUGAAGGAGUCAAAUCACACUUUGUAAAAUGUGUACUGAGAGGUCCAUAGAGCAUGGCGAGCCUUCCGUAUGAUAUAUAUACUGCAAAUAGAGCAGAUAUCAUGGGUUUACUAAAUCUGCCCUAGAAAAUCUAAAGGAGGAGAAAUUGUCAAUCAGUGUGUAACUUUUUCUGAUUGCAAAUUUGUGGUACUGCUUAAUUAUUAGUGGUCUAAAUGAAACAACAGUUUUACGCUUUCACCUAACUGCCCAAAUGCAAUAUGUCUCCUCAAAGUGAAGAGAACCUGCAUGCUCAGAAGUGUUCAAAGGGCCAGUUGAAGCUCCCCAAGCCUUUUCAGAUGGGUGGAUGUUCAGAUGUACCAAGAUGCAUUCUCCCUUGCCACUUGGUUUAUAAAUUGCCCCCGAGUUUCAGCAAAAGCCUUACUGGUGUUCAAGUGCUUGGUAGGGCUGUGCAAUAAAUCGCCAUAUCGUUGAAUGCAGAUAUUGAAAUAACAUUGCGAUAAGUGUUUCAACAAGGCAAUAUACCAGUGAACAAAAGGUGGAGACUUGACAGCUUCCCAGGAGGUAGCUUUGCAGAUAAUUUGCAGGUACACCCUCCGCCACUGUCAGGAGGUAUGGCGGGACCCUCUGCCACCACGGGGAGGCAUGGUAAGGCCCUCUGCUGCUGCGGGGGACCGCGGUGCACCCUCAGCUGCUGCAGGGAGGUAUGGUGGGACCCUUUGCUGCCACGAGGAGGCCCAGCAAGGCCCUCCACCACCACCAAUAUAUAUCAUGAUAUUGUGAUAUUUAGCUGGUGAUAUAUCGUGAUGUUGAAAACCAGAUAUUGCCCAGCCCUAGUACCUGGCAUUACUUGGAUAUAUAGAGAAAGAGCAAUACAAUCCCUUUAAAUCUGCUUCCACUGAGGCUUUGGGUUUCUCCCAGCUGUUGUUCCCUUCUUUUGAGUCCCUUUCUUCCCCCUCCCCUUGCUAGCGUUUCUUUAUGUACUGCAUUGCAUUGGUGCAAGAGCAAGUCUCCUGAAGGGAACUAAAGAGUUGCUUGUGUAGGCAGGUGUGUGUAUGUGCAUACGUGUAUGUUAGUAUGUGUUCAUGCCAGAAAACAUGAACGGAAACGUGUACAUAGAAGGUAGAACAUAGAAUCAUAGAAUCAUAGAGUUGGAAGAGACCACAAGGGCCAUCGAGUCCAACCCCCUGCCAAGCAGGAAACACCAUCAGAGCACUCCUGACAUAUGGUUGUCAAGCCUCUGCUUAAAGACCUCCAAAGAAGGAGACUCCACCACACUCCUUGGCAGCAAAUUCCACUGUCAAACAGCUCUUACUGUCAGGAAGUUCUUCCUAAUGUUUAGGUGGAAUCUUCUUUCUUGUAGUUUGGAUCCAUUGCUCCGUGUCCGCUUCUCUGGAGCAGCAGAAAACAACCUUUCUCCCUCCUCUAUGUGACAUCCUUUGAUAUAUUUGAACAUGGCUAUCAUAUCACCCCUUAACCUCCUCUUCUCCAGGCUAAACAUCCUCAUAAGGCAUCGUUUCCAGGCCUUUGACCAUUUUGGUUGCCCUCCUCUGGACACGUUCCAGUUUGUCAGUGUCCUUCUUGAACUGUGGUGCCCAGAACUGGACACAGUACUCCAGGUGAGGUCUGACCAGAGCAGAAUACAGUGGCACUAUUACUUCCCUUGAUCUAGAUGCUAUACUCCUAUUGAUGCAGCCCAGAAUUGCAUUGGCUUUUUUAGCUGCCGCGUCACACUGUUGGCUCAUGUCAAGUUUGUGGUCAACCAAGACUCCUAGAUUCUUUUCACAUGUACUGCUCUCAAGCCAGGUGUCCCCCAUCUUGUAUUUGUGCCUCCCAUUUUUUUUGCCCAAGUGCAAUACUUUACAUUUCUCCCUGUUAAAAUUCAUCUUGUUUGUUUUGGCCCAGUUCUCUAAUCUGUCAAGGUCGUUUUGAAGUGUGAUCCUGUCCUCUAGGGUGUUAGCCACCCCUCCCAGUUUGGUGUCAUCUGCAAAUUUGAUCAGGAUGCCCUUGAGUCCAUCAUCCAAGUCGUUGAUAAAGAUGUUGAAUAAGACCGGGCCCAAGACAGAACCCUGUGGCACCCCACUAGUCACUCUUCUCCAGGAUGAAGAGGAACCAUUGAUGAGCACCAUUUGGGUUCGGUCAGUCAGCCAGUUACAAAUCCACUGAGUGGUAGCAUAGUCAAGACCGCAUUUUACCAGCUUCUUUACAAGAAUAACGAUGGGGCACCUUGUCAAAUGCCUUGCUGAAAUCAAGGUAGGCUACAUCCACUGCGUUCCCUUCAUCUACCAGGCUUGUAAUUCUGUCAAAAAGCGAGAUCAGGUUAGUCUGACAUGACUUAUUUUUCAGAAAUCCAUGCUGACUAUUGGUGAUCACAGCAUUCCUUUCUAGGUGCUCAUGGACUGUUUGCUUAAUGAUCUGCUCCAGAAUCUUCCCUGGUAUUGAUGUCAGACUGACUGGGCGGUAAUUAUUUGGGUCCUCUCUUUUCCCCUUUUUGAAAAUUGGGACAACAUUUGCCCUCCUCCAGUCUGCCGGGACUUCGCCUGUUCUCCAGGAAUUCUCAAAGAUGACUGCCAGUGGUUCUGAGAUCACAUCUGCCAGUUCUUUUAAUACACUUGGAUGCAGUUCAUCUGGCCCUGGAGACUUGAAUACAUCUAAACUAGCCAAGUAUUCUUGUACUAUCUCCUUAGUUAUUCUGGGCUGUGUUUCCUUUGCUGAAUCAUUUGCUCCAAAUUCUUCAGGUCGGGCAUUGUUUUCUUUAUCAGAGAAGACUGAGGCAAAGAAGGCAUUGAGGAGUUCAGCCCUUUCUGUGUCCCCUGUUUGCAUUUCACCAUCUUCUCCUCUGAGUGACCCCACUGUUUCUUUGUUCUUCCUUUUGCUACUGAACAUACCCAUAAAAGCCUUUUUGUUGCUUUUAACCUCUCUAGCAAGCCUGAGUUCAUUCUGUGCUUUAGCUUUUCUGACUUUGUGUCUACACGUGCUGGCUAUUUGUUUGAAUUCCUCUUUGGUGGUUUCCCCCUUUUCCAUUUUUGUACACAUCCUUUUUAAUCUUAACUCAGUUAAAAUUUCUUUAGAUAGCCACCCUGGCUUCCUUAGGCACCUUCCAUGUUUCCGUCUCAUUGGUAUUGCCUGACGUUGUGCUUUUACUAUCUCCCUCUUAGCAAACUCCCAGCCAUCAUGAACUCCCUUUCCUUUUAGUAUUACUGUCCAUGGGAUCUCACCCAGCACUUCCCUAAGUUUUAUGAAGUCAGCUUUCUUAAAGUCAAGAAAUUGAGUCCUAGUAUGCUUGGCUGCUCCUUUCCGCUGUAUAGUAAACUUCAGAAGAGCAUGAUCACUCGCGCCUAAUGAUCCUUCCACUUCUACCCCACUAACCAGGUCAUCAACAUUGGUUAGGACCAGAUAUAAAAUGGCUGUUCCUCUUGUUGCUUCUCCCACUUUCUGGACAAUGAAGUUGUCUGCAAGGCCAGAGGAAUCUGUUUGACCUUAUGCUCUUGGCUGAGUUUGACAUCCAACAAAUAUCCGGGUAAUUGAAGUCCCCCAUUACUACUAUCUCCCUUCCUUUUGCAUGCUUGGCCAUCUGUUCCAGGAAGGCAUCAUCUAUGUCCUCCGUUUGGCUUGGGGAUCUAUAGUAAACUCCCACAAUGAGGUCACUGUUAUUCUUCUCUCCCUUAAUUUUGACCCAAAUGCUCUCACUUUGGCUUUGAGGUUCUAAAUCUUGGAUCUCUUCACAGGUAUACACAUCCCUGACAUAUAACGCCACUCCUCCUCCUUUCUUGUCUGGUCUGUUUCUCUGAAAUAGAUUGUAUCCCCCAUUAUUACAUUCCAAUCGUGGGACUUAUCCCACCAGGUUUCAGUGAUGCCUAUUAUGUCAUAUUUAGUUUGCUGUACCAAGAGCUCAAGCUCAUCUUGUUUAUUUCCCAUGCUUUGCGCAUUAGUGUACAGACAUUGAAGUCCAUUAAUCAUUCCCCCGUGUCUCUUAUUUAAGGAUUUUGUCCUCCCACCACUAGGUCUGCGUGCUGUUUGCUCCAUUUGGUCUAUGACAUUUGGAUGAUCAUCUUCAUCAAUUGAUAGACUCCUACCUUCAGGAGCACUGUCUCCCUCCCCCACAUUAGUCAGUUUAAAGCCCUCCUGAUGAGGUUUCUGAGAUUUUUUGGCAAAAACAUUUCUCCCAACCGUUGUGAGGUGCAGCCCAUCGCUUGCCAGAAGUCCAUCUUCAAGAAACUGCAGUCCGUGAUCUAAGAAUCCAAACUGUUCCUGUUUACACCAUUUGCGAAGCCAGCUGUUCACUUCCACUAUUUUCCCCUCUCUCCCUGGGCCACCUCGUUCAACUGGGAGGACAGAUGAGAUGACAAUUUGUGCAUUUAAUUGCUUCAAUUUCCUGCCCAGAGCCUCGUAGUCUCUUUUGAUCUUCUGGAGGCUAUUGCUUGCAGUGUCAUUGGUUCCCACAUGAACCAAGAGGAAGGAGUAGUUGUCAGUGGGUUUUAUGUUUCCUUGCAGUCGUUCAGUUACAUCUUGGAUCUUAGCCCGGGAGACAGCACACUUCCCGAGACAUCUUGUCAGGCCCACAGAUCACUGCUUCUGUUCCCCUCAGUAGGGAAUCCCCUAUCACCACUACACGCCUCCUCUUAGGUUUGGUCGGGGUUCUUUCGUGAGCUGUCCGUUCCAAGGUCGCCUGCACAUUCCCUGAGGACUGACUUUGCUGCUCGUCUUCAUAUACAUGAUCGACUGUAAUGAGGGAGAGAUCCUCAAAUGGAGUCUGCUCUUCGUCUUCCAUGCUAGGGGAGAGGACCUCAAAGCGAUUGUGUAUUUCUAAACAAUCAGAGCGAACCCUGGGCCUCCUACUUCUUUGAGUCACGUUUCUCCAUAUAUCUGGCUCCUGUGUUGGUGAACUAGCCUCCUUCUCAGGGAGUCCCCUGUCUCCUCCUUGGUGGAGACGGUGUGCUCUGUUGCUUCCAAGAAGAGCUCCAGCUCUCUAAUUCUUUGGAGCGUAGCUACACGUUCCUCCAGUUGCUGCACUUUGUCUUUUAAGAGGGCAAUCAACAUGCAAUUGCUGCAGGUAAAGCUGCCUGCAACCUUUGGCAAGAUGGCAAACAUUGCGCAGGAACCGCAGGCGACUGCAGCUGUUCUCUCCCCCUCCAUCUUGAGAACGUGUCGUUGGGGGUGGCUACAGCGGUCCUCCAUCAUAAAAAGCGUGAAGACAGGACAAAUAACCCCCCACAAAAAAAAACCUAGGUCUCCCUCAACAUGAGAGUCAAGCUUGAGGGAGGGUCAGAUAGGCCUUCAACCCUGAAACUCGUCACCUAGAGACUUGCCCAAAACUGGGCUGCUUCCAGAAAAAAGAACACUUUUCUACCCAUAUUGAAUUAUGCUGGUCAGGUAUAGGAUGCAAUAACAUUUUUCUACCUGAGGUGGUCUUAACUAUUAAUACAGGGGUAAAUGGUAAAUAAAAUUGAAGCAUGAUUGACAGCUUGCACAUUGAGAAAUUGACUAUGGGGUGGGAAUAAUGUAGGGAGCGCUGAAGGGCACCACAUUGUGAAACAUAAGGUGUGAGAAUCCUGAGCACAUUGAAGCUGCCUACAUGUAUUGUACCACAUGGCUCAGAUUCUUAGGCAAAUGGGCAUGGGGGGGGGGAGAGUUCUUUUCAUUAUCUUGAAAGUGCUACAAGCUCUUUAAUGUACUUUUCUGAUUUGUGGUACACAAAAGAAGCUACCAAAAUGAUCAGGGCAUUAGGACAUAAUAAAGGUAAAGGUAAAGGGACCCCUGACCAUUGGGUCCAGUCAUGGCUGACUCUGGGGUUGCGGUGCUCAUCUCGCUUUAUUGGCCGAGGGAGCCGGUGUACAGCUUCUGGGUCAUGUGGCCAGCAUGACUAAGCUGCUUCUGGCGAACCAGAGCAGCGCACGGAAACGCUGUUUACCUUCCCGCCAGAGCGGUACCUGUUUAUCUACUUGCACUUUGACAUGCUUUCGAACUGCUAGGUUGGCAGGAGCAGGGACCGAGCAAUGGGAGCUCACCCCGUCGCAGGGAUUCGAACCGCCCACCUUCUGAUCGGCAAGUCCUAGGCUCUGUGGUUUAACCCACAGCGUCACCCGCGUCCCUAGGACAUAAUAGAGACUUAUAAAAUACACGGAGAAGGUGUACAGCAGGAAGUGUUUCUCUCUUACUUUAAUACUAGAAUUUGGGGACAUCCAGUGGAAUUGACUGGCCAGUGGAUUCAAGAUGGACACAUGAAACUUGCUUCCGUAAUAUGCAGCAAUGGCCAGUGGCUUUAGAUGACACAAUCCCAUUCUAAAAAUGGUACUUGCUGCACUGUGUCUCUGCAAGUUCUUGGCUUGCUACGUAGCCCUACUUAUUCAAUUAUAUUCUCAGUGAGGUCCAGUUGUGCUGUUCUCAACAGGAAGGUAUGCAAAAUGGUGAAGCCCCAUUCCCUUGCUUUACUGUACUCUGGGGUUUUUGAUAGUUAGCCCCUCUCAAUUUAUAUGGCUUUUAUUAGACUCAUCUUUGCAGCUAAGAGGACCAGAAACCUCUAUGUGUCAUUGAAAUUGAUUCAGAUCAUAGGAUAACUGAGUGUUUACAAUGUGAUUGCUGAUGAAACUGGCCAAGCCAAACUGUGGCUUACUAUAAACGUGCAAGUUUCCAAAGAGGAGACUGUGGCAACUUCUUUCCUUCUCUGCUGCUGCUAUGAUCCAUGCCUUGGUUUGGCUAGGCAUGUUGUGCAAACCUAAGCUUUGAUUUGCCUUGUCUUGCUUCACUCAAACAAUGAGCCCAGGUUUGAUUGAUACAGUGUUAGAAACUGGGAUAGGAAUGGCUGGGAGCCAUGUGGCUCCUGGGACCUCGGUUGUGGGCGCCAAAACAAAAUGCCCAGGUGCCUUUUCUUUUGUACUACCCCACUAUGAGGCCAGGCAGCCCCGCAGAUAAAUAAAAUAAAAUGCUGCUGGUCAAAUCAGGUUGUCUCCAUAUGAAGCAGGUGAUGAGGUGAUUAUGGGCUGCAUUUGUAACACUGAAAUUACAUCCCAACGAAAUAGAGGUGUUGUGGGUUGGAAGCCCCAGAUCCAGGAACUGAGUGGUUGGACUGUAUUGAAUGGGGUCACACUCCCCUUGAAAGAGCAGGUGGAUAGAUACCUUGCAUGUGUUCCUCGAUCUAGCAUUGCUGCUGAAAGCCCAAGUAGUGCUGGUGGCAAGGAGUUCCUGUGGCCAGCUCUGUAGCCUUGCCACAGUCUGGGCUACCCUUGUUCUAGUUAUCACUAGAAAAUAUAUACAGUGGUACCUCGGGUUAAGUACAUAAUUCGUUCCGGAGGUCCGUUCUUAACCUGGAACUGUUCUUAACCUGAAGCACCACUUUAGCUGAUGGGGCCUCCAGCUGCCGCUGCACGAUUUCUGUUCUCAUCCUGAAGCAAAGUUCUUAACCCGAGGUACUAUUUCUGGGUUAGCGGAGUCUGUAACCUUAAGCGUAUGUAACCUGAGAUACCACUGUAUAUGUAGUUUUGCAAACUGCUGUUCAAUAUAAUGAGAUCAAUAGUUCAAUAGAUCAACUGUGGAGUAAAACUUCAAGAUAAGACUGUGUACAUGAAGGACUCCAAUCAAUGAGAUGCCCAGGUAUGGUCUUCGUUUCAGAUGCUUUCUUCAGGACAGUUGCGAUAUAUUGAUAAAUGUAAAGAUUGUGCUGCUUAUUGGGUCAGCACCCAUCAAAGUUGACCCAAUAAUGAGCACAAAGAAGAAGACAUCUGAAACGAAGACCAUACCCAGGUGUCUGCAUGUAUUUUUUCCCCAAGUUCUUUGUGACUGUACAUACGGUAUAUACCUUGUGUGGAUAUUAUUUUGAGUCAUAAUACCAAUUGCAUUGGAACAUUCAGUGCAGAGUGUUUACAUUAUUUUAUAGGAUCUGAACAUUAUAAACUAUUGAACUUUAAAAUCUCAAUUUUCACAGCAAAAACAGUGAUUUUAUUAUACUGUAAUAGGGUGGUUAUACUGUUGCAGCAACAACAUAGUGAUUCUCUUCCCUGCUCCCCUCAACCCUCAUCCUCCCAGAGAUGAGUAUAGUAAUUCAGCUGGAGUGCUGGGAACUGCUCUGAUCUUUCUCCUGGUCCACUGUUCUUUUGUUGUACACUGAAGGAGAAAUAAUUACCUUACUGAGGCAUACAUGUGAAUGUGCUUUUCCAUUUCGAGACUCACAAAUGGUAGGUUGGUUUGCCUUAAAAACCUUGCUAUUUGGGUUACUUGCCAACCCCCUGAGGCAGGCAGGCAAGCUUCUGUCCUAAUUUUAUAAUUGCAGAAUUGUGAUUGGGUUUGAAGAGCUGAAUUCAAUGCAUUUUUAUUCCAGGUUUAUAAAAGAAAUACCUUGCAAAGUUUACUGUUUGAAUAUAUUUGGUGCUGAAGAGUUCUAAUUUAUCUUUGUGAUAACUAGGCUUUUAAUCUCUAUUUAAAAAGGGCCCACCAGAUCAUAAUAGUAACCAUGUCUGGCCCACAGUCUUUUCUUCUUCUUUUAGCCCCUGGUGACUGUACUAAAUUUCAGGGAAAGUAUAAACAAGUAUGGGACGCGGGUGGCGCUGUGGGUUAAACCACAGAGCCUAGGACUUGCUGAUCAGAAGGUCGGUGGUUCGAAUCCCUGAGACUGGGUGAGCUCCCGUUGCUCGGUCCCUGCUCCUGCCAACCUAGCAGUUCGAAAGCACGUCAAAGUGCAAGUUAGAUAAUUAGGUACCACUCCGGUGGAAGGUAAACGGUGUUUCCGUGCACUGCUCUGGUUCGCCAGAAGCGGCUUAGUCAUUCUGGCCACAUGACCCAGAAGCUGUAUGCCGGCUCCCUCGGCUAAUAAAGCGAGAUGAGCGCCACAACCCCAGAGUCGGUCACAGCCUUUACCUUUGGUCCAGCCUUUACCUUUACCUAUAAACAAGUAGGGCCAUCACUUCACUUGUAAGAAGAAAUUAAUGGUCUUCAAAUUGCAUGUAUUUUAUUUUUAUUUAACAAAUUACAUAUACCCCCUGAUUGUAAUAACACCUCUAAGCAGUUUUACAAGGAAUAUUAUCAGUGAAUAACUGAAAACAAGUAAUUAAAGUGUUUUAAAGACAAUUAAACAUAGCAGGCUAAAAAGAGAUUAAAACUUGUAUAUUGAACUCUGCAAUUUAAUAUGUCACUCCUUUUGUAUUCAAUACUUCAGCUAUGGCUAUGGAUAUCUGCUCUGUAACUCUAGCAACGAAACCCUUUUUGUCAGGUGGAUCCGUAUUCAGUACAGGCAACUCCCCAUUUGCGUGGGGGUUGUGUUCUGGGUCAUUGCGUACUUGCAUGAAAUUGCGUGUAAUCGAACAUUCAUUGGAAAAGCCUGCAAACACCCUGUUCUGCUCCAGCUCUGUUCUUUCGGCAACGUUUUAGUGACAUCUUUAUGACAUUUUUUGGUCACUUCUGGGUUUGGCGCUGUGCACAGUUGUCAAAUGCUCAGAAACUGGGAGUUGCUUGUACAGAAGCUGAAGCAAGUAGUGCUGAGAAACUUCAGCUGUUUCUGGAUUGCAACCUAUUUUGCAGUGAAAUUCACAUUUCAUUUCCUUAGCUUAUUUAUUUUCAGUUCUGUCACCUGUGGCUUGGAUCAAGAUAUGGUGUUCUUAUCUCACUGCAGGUGUUAAAGCACUUAUCAAUGCCUGGAAAUUUGUGUUAUAAUCAACACAAUUAGCACCGUCUUCUUCUUUUUUUGCAUUUCUUUCCCCCUCUCUGACUUUUGAAAUCUCUGAUGAAGUGGUCUCUAGACCAUGAAAGCAUGUGUGUAUGUGUAUGUGUACAUAACCUUAAAGCACACACAAGUAAGUACUGUAUAUUUCCAACUGAUAUCACUGGCUGCUGACAUUCAGCAGUCUACAUUCCUUGAGGAGUUUGCAAUCUCAAUUAGGUGUGGGCAAGCCACCAUGAAAUCUUCUGCCCAUUGCCUUUCUCUGAGCCUGCUGCACAGAGUAACAGGGCAGUCUUGGUAUUGUAAGAGACUGGGCUGGAGGAGCAGAGAUGGCCUUGGGAGGUAUGCAGGAAAUUUAGUUUCUCUCCCCGCCCCCUUGGAAACAGAGUGUUAAAACUGCCCUUUUUAAAACCCUUCAGUUUGAUUCUGCUGUAUAGCAAAUAGCAUUUCAGGGAACAUUUAUUCAUCUUCAGAAGAGGGAUUUGUGCUUGUUGUUAUUAUUUUUCAAGCCAUAAUGGUAAGAAUGGGAUUCAGAUUUAUAGUGUGACCUACACACUACUAAUGUGUGGAUAUCUGUGUGCACAGUGCAGAGAAAUUGGUUUUCCAGAAUAAUGCACUUUGCAUUUUGAAAGCAAAUUACCUUCUUUCACAUGAGUAUCAGUUUGGCUGUAGCUUCAUCUGGAGAUCCUGCAUGUUGAGAGAUUGCAAGAUCAGAUUAAUUUUCAUCUGUGUAUUUCCCCAACACCUCUGUGUGGCUCCCAGUUUCCAUCUUAUCAUUGAAAUAAUGUAACUGAUAUAUGGCUUCAAAUUAACCUGAGGGAUUGCAUGGGUCCUGCUUUUAUCAGAUCACUGAAAGGACAUAACCAGUAUUUUAGUUCAAAUAUUUCAGUUUCCUCAUUCCCUUACUAAUACAAACUAUUCACAUAUUAACUACAGUGGUGCCUCGCAAGACGAAAUUAAUGCGUUCCGCGAGAGUCUUCGUCUAGCGGUUUUUUCGUCUUGCGAAGCAACCCUAUUAGCGGCUUAACGGAUUAGCGCUAUUAGCGGUUUAGCGGCUAUUAAAGGCUUAAAGGCUUAGCGGAUUAGCUGCUAAAAGGCUAUUAAAGGCUAUUAAAGGCUUAGCAGAUUAGAUAAAGGGGGAAAGCGAAAAAACUCUCUAGACUCGCAAGACAUUUUCGUCUUGCGAAGCAAGCCCAUAGGGAAAUUCGUCCUGCGAAGCAACUCAAAAACGGAAAACCCUUUCGUCUAGCGGGUUUUCCGUCUUGCGAGGCAUUCGUCUUGCAGGGCACCACUGUAUUGAUAAAAUGAGGAAGAAACUGAAGGGCUGGGGAAUCGGUUGAUUAGAGCCUGGUGGUGAUAAAGCCAAGGUUGCAGGUUUGAUCCCCUUGUGGGACAGCUGCAUAUUCCUGCAUUGCAGGGGGUCGGACUGGAUGAACCUCAGGGUCCCUUCCAACUCUAUAAUUCUAUAAAUCUAUAAAAGCUGCAGGAUGUCAAAACUUUUUUGCUCUCUCAUGAUGAUUAGGUUAUAAGUUUUCAAUUUGACCAUUUAAAACUUUCAGCAUUAAGUACUGUGCUACAUACAAAGAGUUAGACUGAGCAGAUCACAGCCACUUACUUAGCCUGGUGCUUUUUUGUCACUUGGGUAGAUGGCUAAAUAUUUCAUUCUUUGGGAUCUUUGCACAUGGAAAUAUAGGAUAUUGGACCUUUUAAAUAUGCCCUUGUGAGUCUUCCUUUUCCCCCUACCAUGGAAAAAGACCACACGUUUGGUAAGUUAUAAAUGGUCAGGUGCUUUUUCAUUACAGAAUUCAGGAAAACUUGCACAGGCAGUAAAACUUGGCUUAGUUGCAGUGGUGAAAGUUCCUAAAUUAUUGGCAUAGGAACUCAAGAGUGACUUGUGAGAACCAUGUGGCUGAGCUGGAGUAACCAGCUCAGAUCUCCUCACAUGCUGAACUUCUCAGGCAGGCUGGAGGUUGAACAAUAGGCUUGAUUUCUCAUUUCCUCCCAAGGUAAGGGAAAGUGACUUCACUAAGCCUGGCAGGUAUUAACCUCUUCAUUCAUUCAUUGGACUUAUAUGUUGGUUAUAUAAGGCUGUUUACACACACAGGUUAGAAACAGCCAGAAUCCCUUACAGCGGUUCUCAACCUGCGGGUUGCCAGAUGUUGUUGGACUACAACUCCCAUUAUCCCUGAACUCUCGCCUUGCUAGCUAGGGAUGAUGGGAGUUGUAGUCCAACAACAUCUGGCAACCCACAGGUUGAGAAAGGCUGCUUUAAUAGUAAGAAGGGACUUCUACUUAUUCAUACCCUGCAGAAAGAAGAACCUGCCAUCUCUCUCAGCAGCGGGGAGGGAUUUCAUGGCAUACCAGUCUCUACAUCUCUGAAGGAUGUACAAGUAGUCUUGAUGGGUCACAGCAAAUGUCUGUUUUGUCCAGGAUCCUUUUGUCAACAGUGGCUGGCCAGAUGCCCAGGGGAGCUUAAGAAGAACUUCCAAAUGUUCUAGGAAUAGCAAAAAAAAAAAAAAGCAACAACAAAACCCUCCCCCCCAAAAAAAAAAUUGAAAGGGGUGAAAAUGAAAAUGUGAAUCUGGAAAUGCUUCCUCCGUGAUCACUUUGACCGAUCUAUUAUCACCUUGGUUAGACAUUUCAGUUUGGUGGGCUGGGAGAGCUGAAAAUAAUGCUCAUGUACAGUGGUACCUCAGGUUACAGCUGCUUCAGGUUACAGACUCCGCUAACUCAGAAAUAGUACCUCAGGUUAAGAACUUUGCUUCAGGAUGAGAACAGAAAUCGUGCAGCGGCAGCGGGAGGCCCCAUUACCUAAAGUGGUACCUUAGGUUAAGAACAGUUUCAGGUUAAGAACGGACCUCCAGAACGAAUUAAGUUCUUAACCCGAGGUAACACUGUAUUUUACAUCUGGCAACCAAUGCAUCACUUUGGUUUCAGCUGGUACAUGGGUAGAUGAGUCUGGGGCACAAAUUUUCAUGGCCCUCUAGCGGUUAGGGGGGUUCAUUUACCAGAAGCAAUGUAUUUUGAAUUAAAGCAUUAUUUAGAAAGCAGAUAUUGUGAAGGAUACAAGUAGCACUUCCAAUCUAGCAGCCUCCCCUCACAAGCCAUUAGGACAUGAGAAGAGCUUGCAGGAUCAGGCCAGUGGUCCGUCUAGUGCAGCAUCCAUGCCAGCCAGAUGCCUCUGGGAAGCUCACAAGCAGGACGUGAGCAUCACAGCACCCUCCCCUCCCCUCCCCGUUUCCAGCAACUGGUUUCAGAAGCCUCUAACAGGGGCUUCUAUCACCUCUGACAGGGGUGGCAUCACAUGGCUGUUGGGGGUUGCAGCCAUAUUCUUGAUGGAUUUGUUUCAGCCUCUUAAAGCCAUUCAAGUUGCUGGCCAUCAUUGCCUCAUGUGGGAGCAAAUAUGCCCUGUGUGAAGAAGUAGUUUAUACAGUGGACGCUCGGGUUGCAAACGUGAUCCGUGCAGGAAGCACGUUUGCAACCCGCACCAUUCACAACCCGCAGCGCCGCGUGUGCGCACGCACAGGUUGCAAUUCGCAUGCACGACUGCCGAACCCAGAAGUAACCUGUUCCGGUUUUGGUGCGUUUGUAACUCAAAAAAUUGCAACCUGAAGCGUCUGUAACCUGAGGUAUGACCAUAUAGUCUUAUACAGACUUGAUCCAGAGCAGAGUUGUGUCCUGGGCUACUGACACAGUGCUGGUAGUGCAGGACCACCAGACUCUCAUGGAACAUAACAUUACCUCUGUCAAAGCUUUCUAUAUUGACUAAGCUGUCUAGCAGCAGGACAGCCUUUCUCCCAAGUUUGCAAUAUUUUUAGUGCUGGGUGGUGGUUGUUUGAAAUGUUUGCUGAAAAGCAUUUUUGAUAUACUGUAUGCAGGUACUGAUCUAGCAAGUUGUGCCUUAGCUGGCACUAGCUGUUGGCUUCUGUGUGCUGUGUAGCCUAUUGAUAUUCUGCUGUGUUUACAGUGGGGGUUUUGCCCCCCCCCAUUCAGAAAUAGCCCUAUACUACUUUCACUUGGCAACUUCCCCCUUGAAAGGAGGCAAAAGGCCUCUCAAGGAUUAUUUUUUUUAUCCCAGGUCAUAGAAACCUGGCUCUUGGUAUGUUGAGUCAUGUUUGCUUUGUUUCAGUUUGCUUUGUUUAAUCAGCCAUUUAAAAAAAGAGCAAAGUGCCACUCUAAGGUUGGAGCUGAUUUAUUUGGUGGAGCAUAGAAUUGCUGUUGCAUAGUUCUUUUUCAGGUUGACCAGAAGAAAAUUCAUGAAACGGAGAUUGAAAUUUGGGUAUCUCGUUGUCGGAGUUCCAUCGGGAUCGCACCAGCACAAGUAUACACAUAGAGAGCCAUUCUCAUGGACUUAUUUCAGGAAUAUUCGGACUGUUUGGCUUUGAGAUAUUAGGUUGCAUAUGUCAUUAUUUUGGCAUUGUAGAUAUUAUUUCAGAUUCCAUGUAUUAGAAGGUGUUGAAAUGUUGUACGUUAUUGUUAAUGAUUUUUUGUAAACCACAUACAGAGUUGUUUAGUUUGUUUCAGCUAACAGCAGAGGAGAAUUUGUAUGUUGAUUCGGUUAUGGUUGUUGGAUUGAGGUACCACCAUGAAAUGUUAAGCACCUUGAUUGGAAAGAUUAAAAAAAGCAAUAUCCUAUAGACUAGUCAAAUUUUGUAUUUCCACCAUUUUUGAUGUGUUCAUUUUAAUUAUAAACCAUCUAAGCAGGGCAACGUAUUUUGCAAUUAUUCAUUGGAACCAUUGCAAGCAAUUUGCUACUGGGGGUAGAAUUCAUGAUCCUGAUUAUUUCAGCACCCAUUAAUUAAUUUUAAACAGGAAAAUUGGUGUUCCCUAAGACUGAAGAUGUACAGCCAAUGCUAGUGAAAGUUGGAAGGGGGGUUGACAAAGAUCCUAUUUGAGCGGAGCUUCAGUGGUUUGCACUGUCCAUGGAAUAUUUCAGCAAAAUAGUGCAGGCAAUUCCUCAUAUGCACAGGGGUUUCAUUCUAGGUCAUUGUGCGCUUGUGUGAAAUUGUGUGUAAUCCGAACACCCAUUGAAAACACUCCCCCACCAACACAUUCUGCCCCUUUUGGUGAUGUCUUUAUGACAUUUUCAUGUCACUGCCAGGUUUGGUGUGGUGUAUGUAUGUGUGGUUGCACACAUAUCGGAUGUAGCUAAAGCAGUUGCUGCCUGUACUAUGCAGAAUAAGCUAAGACUUUGCAGGUCAGCUGGGACUUGCCAAAAGUUUCAUGGAAGAGGUGGGGUUGAGGGAAAGGUGGUGGUGGCAACAUAACGCAGAUUAUGGAAGGCAAUUUCAAGACUAGGAGGUAGCAAAGGAGAAAAGGUACAGGUGAGAAAUGUGGGUGUCCUAAGGCCAUAGAGUUGGAGAAGCAAAGAUUAGGGAUGAAUCAGGAUACCAGAAUAAAAAGCAAAGAAGGGGGCAAACCAUAAGUGGCUUUGAAGGCAAGUUUGAAAAACAUACUUUGUGUUAAUGAGCUGGGAAAUGGCUUUGUGUCUUCCGGGGAAUAUACACAUGGUCACACUGUUGCCCUGUGUAGUAAAGAGGUUCAGAGGAUCACUCCCUUAUUGGUUCUCUGUGCCUGCUCUGCAUUUUAAGAGGACGAACAACAUCACCUCCCUUCCCAAACCUUAAAUAUAGAAAGCAAUUAAUUGAGGUGACAAGGGUUAAUGGUUUUUGUUCAGAAAUGCAACACCUUGCAUUUGUUUCUAAGCUGCUUUGUAAAAUUGUUAUAGCAAUUUCCCUAAUCACAAACUACUUUUGCAACCUAGUAGCAAAAUGUGAAUUGUUUUAUUCUUUUAGCCGUCUGAACAUAGCAAAGAAAAUACCUACAAAAGCAGGGGAGCUCAUGUUCAGAGUUAAAUAUUCAUGAUUUGUAAUAAAGUGGCCCCAAUGCAUGUUUGUAUAUUGGUAUAAACUGGGUUGGGGAACCCCAGGCUUUGGGGUAAAACAGACUCCUUUUGAGAUUCUCCCCUGACUGCGCCCACUUCCCAGGCCACUCUCCCUUUCACCAGCCAUGCUGUACACCUUCCUGGAGUGUUUUUGCCAUGCUGGAAUGUGCUGUUAAAGUGGAGACAAUGCCUGUUGCUUGCCUCGAUAGAGAGCAGUGGUUAGAGCAUAUGUGUGUAGAAUCCACUGACUUCUAUGUAACAGGAAUGCAGCCUCCUGUACAAAACAAAGACUCACGUGUGUUUCUCUGCUACAUUUGCCUCUGUUCGUGCUGACUUUUUCUUGUCUCUGGUCACAACUCCUCUUUGAACCUCUGGCUCCAUCUCCCACUAGCCUGGUACCCUCAGCAGGUUUCCCACAUGGGAAUGAAACUGACUGAAAAAAGGCAGAAAUAUCCAAUGUUUUUAUAAAAAUGUGUAAUAGCAUGCUUGUUCAGUUUUGUGUGUUUAUAUACAUUUCUCCCUCUGGGUUGGAGGAAUAUAGUCAUGACAUACAAAAUUGAUGGAUGUCAGACUGACUGGCUUUACCUGUGCAGUUUCCACUUUUAUAGCAGUUUAUUACAUUUGGUGCUGUGCUCCUCCUCCACCAAGCUCCAGCAGCAUACAUGGGACUUCAUGGGGAAUAUACCAUCCACACUCUGUGCUUCAGAUAUGAAAUUAUAUUAGAUGCCUUCAGGCCAUUCACUGGCCACUUUGACAAUCAAAACCCCUAUCCAGGGAAAGCUUUAUCUUGGGGGCAGCUAUUUAAGCAACAGUUGGAGCGUGUAGCAACUUGAAUGACUGCAUCCAGCAUGAAACCCAGAGUUCUGGGGUGAAAGCAGAGAUGAGAUUAGAGCUGCCAAUGGAAGUAGAGCCUAGUGCUUGCUGUAACCCAAAAUGGUUCAUAAAAGGAAGCAGGAAUCUUGUCUGUCCCACCACCCUCACCGGAGUGGUUCAACAGCUCUUGUACAUCAGUCACUGCAGGGUCAUGCAUGUGUAUGCAUGCAGCUUGGCUCCAGCAUAGGAGAAGAAUGAAUGCUUAAGAGUUCCUCUGCCUGGAGGUGGAGUGACACUGUGUAGAACUGUGUUGUAAACUCCUUGAGAAUGGAGCCUCCAUCCAAUUUCUGCCCAAGGACAUUUGCUGAAGUUGUGCAUUUUGUCUCUAAUCACUGGCUAGCAGAGAGACCACCUGGGAGGCCAUUCUGGGCAGAAGCCAGUUGAGUUAAAGGCUUCCAUAGAAAAUUACACAGUUUGGCCAAGCUUACCAUCCAUUUCUUUGUUUCUAGUAGCUGGUGAGGUUUCAGUUUCUUGCUUCUUGCUUCCCAGGUAUUUUGGCCCAGUUUGGACAAAACAGUGAAGCAUAAUUCAGCAGUGCAUGGAAGAACCAGUUUGGGCAUUGAGGUUAAGCAUUCCCCUUCUGGCACAUGCCACAGGAGGUGACUGGAAACACCUGCUUGAGUUAACCCCAGUUCAGAUGAGACAACCCUAAACUACAGUUUGACAACUCUAAACUACAGUUUGGGCAGAUCCACACUACAUUUAGAAAACGUACAAUGUAUAUUUAAAGAACAUUUCUUCCUCCAAAGAGCGCUAGGAAAUGUAGUUCUCUCCCACCCCACAGAGACACAAAUACCAGCACUCUUAACAGACUACAGUUCCCAGGAUUCCUUGUGAAGGGGGAGGAAUCAUGUGCAUUGGGUGUGCAUUGAAUAUAUGAUGUGGAUCUGUCAGGGGUGGGGAACUUGUGGCUCUCCUGAUGUUGCUGGACUCCAACUGCCCUCAGGCCAGCAACCAUGGCCCAAGGUGAGGAAUCAGCAUCUUGACUUAAGUCACUGCUUAAAUCAGCUGCAAAUUGUCCUUGUUGGAUGUGAUGGCACCAUGGCAAUGAAGCUUGUGUUAAACCUGGAAGUGGGUGUUUCCAGUCUCUUCCUUCUCAUGGUCAUGAAUGAGGAAACAAAGCAUGGAAGCUCAGGGCUCCCCUAGACUUAUAACCCAAAACUAUGACAUGGUGCACGGGUUCCCCACCACUGGUUCAGCACUAAAUCUGAACUGGCCCAAUGUCAGAUUUUUGAACAGGAUCAGAGCAACAGAUUGUGUGCAAAUAUGAGUGUGGCAACCACUUCCCUCCAGCCCAUGACAUCGAUGGUGUAUCCCAGCCAUCCUGUUGAUGACUUUUCAAAAAAGGUUACAUAUUUCUAAUAGUGUACAAGUGGGAGGGGGGAGGUUAAACUACGUGCUGGUGAGCAGAAUUAAAUCAGAUAACCAGUGGUGAUCCUUUUUCAAGUGACCAAAUAGCACUAUUAAAAUUAUCAAGAUUUGUGUUUAUAAUAUUUUAUUUAACUGUGUUCAUAUGCUUAAAAUAAUCUAGCAGAUAUUAACUGCAGUUUUGAGUAACCAAACCAAACCAAAUGUUUAUUCGGCUUUACGCCCAUCAUAAAGCACAACACACAAAACAAAUCAAAUAAAACAGCGGUCUCGAACAAGCCACAAGUAAUAUAACACAAUUCACAGCUCACAAGGACAAAUAUUGGCAAAUCAAAACAGAAAUUUAAGAUUAAAGUUAAAAAUUUGGGCACUACGCUAAAUCAAUUUCUGAUGUCAAUAUCAAAAAUUCUUAUAAGUAUCAAUAAUCAGUUAACAUUCCAUUCCGUCUCUUGUACGAGAGAACGGCUGUUAGGAAUUUAGCAACCUGUAGAGUAAUAUAAGGAUCUACAUCUUGAAGAACCCAGGCAAGCUGUAGGUCUACUGGUUUGUCAGCCAUAGGCUGGAUUAUGGAGUUUAGUAUACUAGCGCGAGCUAAACUGUACAUAGGGCAGAUAAACAUAACAUGAUGUAAAGAUUCAGAUGUUUUCAUUUCACAAGCACACAUUGAAGGGACUUGGCCCUUAGUGAAUCUAUGUCUCAGCACGUUUGUUGGGAAAACAUUGAACCUGGCUCUAAUGAAGGCAUAUCGGUGAGAUGCGGCUAUAAGCGAUGUUAAGUAGGACGGAGCACGAUAGAUAGGGGUUAUGCCGAGAUUUAACGGGGAGCAGGCUCCACCACCAGCUAAGAAAUUUUGGUAUAGCUCCACAUCAUCCAGCCUUUGAUUUAUACACCUUUUUGCCGCGUUUAGAUCCAGUUUGAGCAAUUCCGUGGGCGAGAUCUCAUAGGACAGCAAUUUGGCAUGGAUUUUUCCUGACCACAAAUUUGUAAAGUCAUCCCGCCACAUGCAUUGAAUGAGAUAGUGGUUCGGUAGUUUAUGCCAUAGGGAUAUCCAAUAAAUCAAAACUCUCCUCCAUAAAACUAACUCCACUGAGGGGAUCUUCAUUUCUAAGCGAAUAGCCGCAUUACUUACGCAUGUUGGUAGUUUUAAAAGUCGGCGUAAGAAUUGGCUUUGAAGCGACUCUAAAGGUGAAAGGUUUGCAAAGGCAGCCCAUAAAGGUGCAGCAUAGGCCAUUGUGGCCAUCACUUUGAUGCUAUACACUUUCAAGGCCGCAGGAAUGAAUAAGGCCCCUCAGAGUAGAAAAACGGAGGAGGGAGUGUGAUAGGGCUUUUGUCUUGUUUUGAAGAUAUUCAACGUGCUCUUUCCACCCUAGAUUAUAUUGAAAAUAAAUUCCUAAAUAUUUAAAUUUAUGUACUUGUUCAAUUUUCGUGCCCUCCAAUUUCCAUGAAUAUAAUUUUCGACUCCUUGAAAAUAUCAGUACUUUGGACUUGGUGUGGUUGAUAGACAGAUGAUUAGAAUGGCAAUAUGAUGCAAAAAUCUUUAGUGCCCUCCUUAAACCCACUCUGGAGUAAGAGAGUAGUACCGCAUCAUCUGCGUAGAGAAGUAAAGGACAACGAUAAUCUGCUAUACGGGGGGUGUGGAUAAAUUUUUGUGAGUCGAUUAAUGGGUUCCUCAUAUCACUGAUAAAUAAGUUAAAAAGAAGAGGCGCUAAAAUACAACCCUGGCGUACACCCUUAUUUACUGGCACUGGGUUAGUUAGGUCUCCAGCAGGGGAUAUUCUUACCCUGGCCACGGACCCGGCAUGAAGUUGGGAGAUAAGCCACAGGAGCCUUCUAUCUAUUCCCCAGCAGGCAAGUUUAUCCCAUAGUAAUUGCCUCGGAAUACUAUCAAACGCAGCUUUCAAAUCUAUGAAGGCUGCGCAAAGUUGGCCCCGUCGAGGUGUCGAGUAUUUCCGGGCUAAGUGAUAAAGAAUAAUUGCCUGAUCUGUUGUGGAUCGGUUUAAUCUAAAUCCAGCUUGCUCAUGCCCAAUCAGGUCAGCCUCAGCUGACCACUUCAUCAGCCUUGCCAGCAAAAAACGGGCAUAUAUUUUCCCAAUGGACGAUAGCAGACUGAUAUUCCGGUAAUUCCCUGGGUCACCGGGAGAACCUUUUUUGUAGAUAGGAAUUAUAAUGGCCUCCUUCCACGUACCUGGUAUUAAGCCCGUGGCAUUUAUUGCGUCAAACGUUUUAGCUAAAAUCCCUGCCCACCAUGCAGAAUGUAGCUUUAUAGCCUCAACAGGGACCAAAUCUGGCCCAGGGGCCUUACCAGUUUUCAGCUCAGCUAUCAAUUCUAGGAUUUCAGCAGGGUCGGUAUUGUGCCAGACGGGAAGGGGAUUAGAAGGUCUCCAGCGAGUGGCCGGAGCUUCUGCCACUGAGAAAUAUUUUCUCAGGAACUGCUCCCAUGUAGGGGCUGGGAUCACCGUUAAGGGGUAUUUCGUGUUUCUUCCCUUUAUUAAGGACCAAAAUUUCCGGGAGUUAUGAGAUUUUGCGGUAGAAAUUAUAGUCUGCCAGCGAUUUAAAUGCCAUUCCCGUUUGGCCGAUUUCUGGGCCUGCUUGUAUGCUUUUUUUAGCCAGGGAAUAAGAUGGAGGUAAGGCCAGAGCGCCGGAAAGUUUAUAGUCAUUAUAUAUUGUAUGUAGAUGGAGUCUGGCUAGUUUACAAGCAGAGUUGAACCAAGGGGCGCCAAAUUUAAAAUAAUCGUUUUUAACUCCAUAGCUUGGAGAAGUAAAAAACGAGUUAAAACUUCUAUCAGGCAAGAGAAAAAAUUCAAACAGGUAAUAGGAUCACGCGGGACUAUUCCUACGUCCGGCUGAUCACCAAGAAACUUUUCUCGGAUAAAAUCCAUAUAUCUAUGGGCGAGGGCAGGGGACCAUCUAAUCCCCUUUAUUUUAGUGGACGGCUCCACAAUCACCGGGAUUGGGUGGGAGCGCACGAGCAGGUGCCAGUCAACACAUAACUUGGUUGUCAGGGGAAGAUGGUCACUAAAUUGGGCAUUAUCAAUUUUAAAAGAGGUGACAUUCAAAAAUAGAUCCCGAGAAACCAAUACAUAGUCAAGAACACUGUUUGAUUUUAACCCCAGAUGGGUGAACUCUCCUGGUAUAUCUGGAGGACACCUGCCAUUUAAUAUAUUGAACAAAUUCAGUUCAGUUUUGCAAACAUGAGCAAUAUGAAUGUCAGCAAAACCACACUCAACAGGUUUUGCACAUUUUACAUUCAGCAGUAAAAGGUGUUCGGGAGCUAGUAACAACACAGAUGGAUUUGGAAGAGCUUGUGGUGUUCAGUACAGGGGGUGGGGAACCUCCAACUCUGAAUGCUCCUCCCCAGGCUUCUCUAUUCCUUUCUGCCUCUGUAGAUGACCAUAGUGAUGGUUUGUUAAUUUAGGUAUCAUGCCAGUGGACCUGCCCCCCCCUUUCUGUGUGCUGCUUCUCACCCCUGUGCAGAUUUGAGGAGGGCGCCGGAGCAUAUAGGGAGAGCAGAGGGAGGGGUGGUUUUGUUGUGUAAGUGCAAAUCCUUGCAGAAGCAGAAAGACUUCAUUGGAUACUGUCUGUGGUUUCUGAUAGUUGUUUGCUGCCUGAUAAGAAACCACGGUUUUGUAAUUCAGAAAUCACCACAAAUUAGUUAAACGUCCUUAACCUUGGUUUGGCAUAAACUGAACCAUAAUGACUAAGGAGCUUUGAAUCACAUGGUCGGCGGUUCGAAUCCCCGAGGCGGGGUGAGCUCCCGUCUUUCGGUACCAGCUCCUGCCCACCUAGCAGUUCGAAAGCACCCUGAAGUUCAAGUAGAUAAAUAGGUAAAGGUAAGGUAAACGGCGUUUCCAUGUGCUGCGCUGGUGCUGGCUCGUCAGAGCAGCUUCGUCACGCUGGCCACGUGACCCGGAAGUGUCUGCGGACAGCGCUGGCCCCCGGCCUCUUAAGUGAGAUGAGCACACAACCCUAGAGUCGGACACAACUGGCCCGUACGGGCAGGGGUACCUUUACCUUUACCUUUACCUUUACCUUUACCAGUAAGGUAGCAUAAGAACAUCACUCUCAACCUCAAGCCUGUAAUAUGGAGAUUAGGAUGGUAUUGGCAUACUUUACAGGGUGGUUGUAAGAAUUACUGAAAUGAUGUGUUUGAAGUUUUCUGAACACUUGAAAGCACUUCAGUGAUUGCUAAGCACUAUUUAAUUAUGAAUUACCCACAGUCAUUUUCUCUUGCAAAGUUACACCCACUUCAUGUAGCCAGACUGUAAAGAUCAGAAUAACUAAGAUGAUUUCUUUUUGCAGUUUCAAACCUGUUACGAUUUCAAUAUCAGUCAGCUUCUUUGGUAUAACUUGUUACGAGUCACUCCAGGAAGCCUCAGGCACAUCUUAUUUCUGUGGAAGGGAAUGCUAUUUGGUAUUUAUUGGCUAGAUGACCAACCAGUCUAUAUUUUGAGUAAAUAAUAGAAUAUCCUCUUAUUGCAGGAAAGUUGUUUAGGAUUUUCACAAAUACCUAAUUUGAGUUCAGAAUUACAACGAAAUGAAGUCUUGGCUGUCUUGAAAUUAAAACAAACAGAUGAAUCAGUUAAGUGAACUCUCCUUAAAUUGAAGGCCCUUGGGAAAUACUUUGGGGGGAGGAUGUUUACAAGUGCCAGCAUCCUCAAGCAUCCAAGAUGCCAUGUCAUGAAAACAUGCAGCUCUGUCAAGACAAAUGUUUGGUUUUAUAUAAGCUAAUGGUGGUGCUCUGAAUUUUACAACUGUGGCACCAGAUCAUUUCAUAAGACCGUACAUAAUUAAAGGGUAACUGCGGUUAUGCAUUUAUCUUCUCUGAACCUUAAAGGCAUAAGAAUCCCCUUGAGCAAAACUCUGGAUGCAUGUCAGAAGUGGAGAGCAUUUUUGGUUGCGUGAGCCAUAUCUUCAUCAAGAUUGUUUGACAUGUGGGCAGAGACACCUGCCUAUCUGUUGCCUGACAUCACAAUGACUUGGCACUUUGAAGACUCAGAAUUGAAACUGAUUCAGGAUCAAGACCCUUAAUUCAGUAAGGGGCUUGCAUUGAAUUCUGCUGAACUAAGCAGAAUUUGACCCUUCUCGUCAGCUGAUGAAUGGGGGAUAAAUCCUGCUGUCAUGGGUGCUUGUUUACUUUAUUUUAAUUGGUGCCUGUUUAUCUCAGUGCAUCCAUGAGCCCAAAUACUGGGCUGCAGACAUCUUGCAGUCACUGGUCUUGCUGAAGUUGCAGAAGCAGAGUGAGCAGCUCUGCAUUCACAGCGCUGGCGGGGCUCCCGGUGGCAGCCACAAAUGGCUCUGCAGCAGCAGCGACAGCGAUACCUCUUGCUGCAGCUGUCAGCACCCCGCUUUGGCCUUCUUUGCCAUCCUCUGCCACUGCCGCCACCAAGGCACAAAAUAUGGUGCCUGGACAUCGCCACAUUCUCCCAAAAGCCCAGCUGCCUGUUGCAAAAUGCGACUGACGCCGGACUAAUUUUGAACACUGCUUCUGAGUAGGCAUGGUUAGGAUGAGAAAGCAGAAUUGUGUAUACUUUUAUGUGUGUGCAGAAUAACUGAUGCAACUUCUGCAAAUAGUAUUUGUGUAUUUGCUUUUCAGUAUGCAAAUGUGGCCUUUCUAUUAAUCAAGGAACAAUAUUAAUGUCUGGCGCACCCGACAAGUGCCACAUCUCCCGCAUUCUACUGCUGGAGUAAAUUGGGCAGAUGAAGCUGGGCAUAACAUUUAUUUCAUUAGUGCACCGUACUUUGGCAUUCUCAAAAUGAAGGUUUGAGAAGGGCAGCUUUUGUAUGGGAGGCAACCUGGCAUGUGUGGGUCCUAAAGAAUUAGACAUGUUGGGGUGCUAAAGGGCCAUAGUGCUUUGUUCAGCUGAUAUUCCUGGGUUGAUUGGGAGUAUGAUGACUUCACAGGGAGGUAUUCCUAUUUCUUGGCAAUUAGAAGCCUAACCAAGAUCAGUUUGGGUCUCUGAGCAGAUAGUAGCAUCUCCUCUCCCCACAGACAAGCUUACAUCUGCCAUACUGUCUCAUCCUGUUCAGAUCUGAUGCAGACAUUAAUGUAAAAUGGUUUUAAAACUGGCUCAGUUACUUUGAACUUAUUCAGAUACAUAUUGUGCAGAUUGAUGUCAUCAAUUAUUAUUCUUGUGGAAUAAGUCUGAUGAGAGUGAAUAUAAUGAUGAAUAGUUAACUAGAUAACUUCUUUAUUUUUAAAACAUGGUGACAGAUCCAAAGGACCAUGCUUCUUCCUCCAUGUCACUCCAGCUGGUCCCCAGAACAUACCGUGUUUUUCGCACCAUAGGACGCACCGGACAAUAGGACGCACCUUGUUUUAGAGGGGGGAGAACAAGAAAAAAAAUUCUCCCCCUCUCUGCCCAGCGCUCCUUCAGCGAAGCGGCAGGAGGCGCUGCGCAGAGAGGGGGAGAAUUUUCCCCCUCUUGUUUUCCCGCUCUAAAACAAGGUGCCGUUUAAGGUGUGUUCAGGCGGCUACUUUGGAAGCCUGGAGAGCGAGAGGGGUCGGUGCACACCGACCCCUCUCGCUCUCCGGGCUUCAGGUUCCUUUCGACCUGCUCUUUGGGGCUGGCGGGGGGAAGCCCACCACAAGCCCCAAAGAGCAGGUCAGGGAGUAGCGGAAAGGCGCAGCGGAGAAGCUGCUGCCAUAGUCGCGCGUCACCUCUCCAGCUGGGAGAGGGUCGCGGGGCUAUGGCUUCUUUAGCCCCUCACGCGCUCUCCUAGCUGGAGAGGUGGCACGCGGCUAAAGAGGAUCCUGCCAUAGCCGCGCGUCACCUCUCCAGCCGGGGGCUUCUUUAGCCCCGCGCGUGCUCUCCCGGCUGGAGAGGUGACGCGCGGCUAUAGAGGCUCCAGCCAUAGCCGCGCGUCACCUCUCCAGCCGGGAGAGGGUAGCGGGGCUAUGGCGUCUUCGCUCCAUAGGAUGCACACACAUUUCCCCUUCAUUUUUGAAGGGGAAAAAGUGCGUCCUAUAGAGCGAAAAAUACGGUAAUUUGUUGAAGCCCAAGAACUUCCUGUUGGAAGGGGAAAUGGUAGAAGCCCACAUAAUUGCUUAGGUACAUGCCUGGGAAUCAUUGGAUUUUGACUGCUUUCACACACUAAUACCACAUCUUGUAGAAUUCUGUCAGUUAUAUUUUAUCGGCACAAUCAGAAUAAAUUUUCUGUGCAGCCUGAGCAGGAGCAGUUAUAGUUACCGCAAUUGUUGUCGCUUGUCUUCACUUACUCCUCCCCACUGCCCUGCUCACUGUUGUGAAGACUAUCCCUACGUUAUAAAUGGUCCUUGCCACGAUUAAGAAAAUGAGAUAGGAAUAGGUGAAUAUAUACAUGGACUGUCCCUGGAUCAAGUGACUUUUCUUCCUUAAGUUCUCAAAGUUCUUAACCUAGCUCAGGGUAGUCAUCUGAGCUAGCCAGGUGUUCAACUGAUAAUCAAUCGUACACAUAAAAAAGGAUAUAAAAAUAUAUUGAAGAAAUGAUUGUUUCUCACAAACUGUGGAAAAUAGGUGUGUAGCUGUAGUACCUGUUUGGAAGUGUUGGGUUAGGGUUCAGAUGGACAAUCGAAACCCUGUGCUCAGAUCCCAUUGCAGUGGGGGGGGGGGAGAAACAGUGAGCCCAUCCUUUUGCAGUACGGAGGGCUAAGAUCUGCGAGGUGCACCCCCCACCCAUUUCUUCGCAGCAGAACAUGUUGAUUGACACAGGCCGGGCAGCCCCAGCAGACAGCUGUUUUCAAAUAGUGUACCAUCCACACUCAGCAAAAAGCUUUGUGGUUACUGAGUGGUCCUGAAGCAGGAUCCAGUUAGUAUGGCCCCAUUAAAAAAGAGAGAGAGAGAGAAAGAAAACAAAAGCCAGAAAUUUCUGCCCUGUAUAACUCCCUUCACUGUUAUCUAAUGCUAAAAAGCCAGGGAGCUGCCUUAGGCCAAUUCUGACAAGAACAGCCUUCCAGGUCUUCCUGGACUACAACUGCUCAUCAUCCCUGACCACUGGCUGUACUGGCAGGGGCUGAUGGGAGUUGUAGUCAAAAAGCAUUUGUUUGCAAAGGCUGGUCUCCACUGACUGGCUCUCCAGGGCUUCAGACAGAGGCUUCCCCUAGCCUUGCCUGGAGAUCCUGGGAACUGGAUGCGGGGCUAUUUGCAAUGCAUUCUGCUACAGACCCCACCCUGACAUAGAACAAGGUAUCUGGAAGGAACACAGUGAUAAUCAAUUAGAGCCAUCUCACCCCAAAAUGGCAACUAGACAUUCUGUUUUGGUGACUGUAACCUUGAUUUAAGGAACCAUUUGGUGCCUUGCUCAUAUAUCAGAGUUUCUAACACUGCUUUAAAAUACUGGGGAAAGUGCGUGGACCUGUCUGGGUUUGUCAUUCACCAGCACUAGAAAUCAUCCUCUUUUAUAGCGCAAAGGUUUGUUGUUUUCUGGGAAGGAUACUGCCCUGAUUCUUGCUGUGUAUCAAGCAUAUGUGGCUAAGAGAGCAGGGUCUGCUCUGUUUUUAAUGGUUUGGCUUUUCAGGUGGCAGCCAUAAGAUACUCCUUUGCUGCCUUUAAGACUUGAAAUGGAGAGCUAUUCACUUGAGGUUCCUUAGCCUUGCUGUACUCAGACACACCCAUCUGUGUGCUGUCCAAGAACAGGUCACAAGUUUAUCUGUAAUUCAAUUCUAACACGGCACACACUUUUCAUUAUGCUAGUCUUUGAUCAAGGCUCCCUCCCCCUCUCUCUUAUGUUCCUCCUUCCCCUUAAAAAUGACUGCAUUAAAAGCUUUGUGCUGAAGCCUGCCGGACAAUGGCUCACUAUUGCCCUGCCUUCUCUGUGGGCCUCCUCAUUCUCCACAAGCCUCCUGCAUCCGUUUAAAGAUUGCCAUUUAUGGCAUUCAUGUUUUUUGUCCACCCGCUUCUUAUCGCUUCCCUCCUCCAGUUAAGGCAGAUUGUCCUUUUACACAAAGCUCUGUGGAGCAGAGACUGGGCGUAGCCAGGCCUUUUGUUAGGGGGGACAUAAACUCAGUUUGCUAUGUAUUUUUAUUGAUUUUGGGGGGCAGGGCAGCUGCCUCACCCAGCGCCCCUUGGCUACGCCCAUGGCAGAAAGGUUGCCAAAUUCUGCUCUAUGUUUUCCAAAUGUUCUUCUUCUAAUAGCAAGGGUCAUAUCCAGAGUAGCAGUAUGCAAACGCUCCCUCAAGUGCAAGGAUUUUUGCUUCUGCAACAGAGCAUUCCACCCUCUCUGCUCCCCUCGCACCCCUUAAAUCUGGGGAUGGGGUUGUAUGUGAACACACACUCACACACAUGCGCACAAAUGAGGUACUGGAGUCAAGAUUGGGGUGUGAGGUUAGGAGUUCACAGCUAAGAAUUAAAAAUUAAAGGCUAGCAGGAUUGUAUUAAAAACCAAAAAUUGUGCUGGUGAUUCAAGUUAUACUAUAAAAGAGCAAAGAGAUAAAAAUAAACAAAAAACAAAAAAGUACUGUUGAAAAUGGAUGGGGAAAUAUAUGUAUAUAGGUAUAUAAUAUUUUAUUUAUUCAGGGGGGGAAAGGGGUAUGGAAAGAGUAGAGAAUUUAAAAGUUAAAACGAAGUGUUGAAAUAAAAAAAACAUUAAAAAAAUAGAAAGUGAUGAUAAUAAUAGUGAGAAGGCAUGGGGGGAAAUGAAAAAAUAAGAAUAAAGGAUUUUUAAAAGAACAAAAACACACACACACACACAAAAACCACAGUAGUUUGGCUCACAGGCAGUUUUGGCUCCCCUGCAGGGCGCAUGAGGCCUGGAGUGAGGCGGCGGUCUGAGGAUGUGGCCUCUGCUGGUUCAGGCCUCCUUAAUGGGCGCCACCAUUUUAAUUUUUAAAAAAGUUAUUUAGAUUUAGUUGUGCUCUUCCUCGCAGCCUCCCUGGUUCUCCUGGUCUCCUCUUUCUUUUUUCCUUGGUGGCUGCAGUGGUAGUGGCUGUGGCAGCGGCAGCGGUUGGUGAGUGAUCAGGGCUCUGCUGUGGGUUUUUUGUUCAGCUCCGGAGGCCUCUGAGCUUUGUUGGGUUGUUGAUGGGACGAUCUCAGUCCUGGUGGGGCCGAGAUCAUCGGGGGGGACGACACCCUCCACAUGGGCUCCUCGGUUUUUGCGUUGGGCACCCCUGGCUCCCCCUUGUUUGUGGCAGCAGUGGAGGUGGCGGUGUUGGUGGUGUGGGGACCAGCCAGACAGCACAGUUGAUGAAUCCCUAGGAGCUCAGUGCAGCCAUGGCUCUUGCCAUCUUCACUACAGGAAUAUAAUUUAAAAGUCUAUGGGCACUUAGCAAAUAUUGAGGAUUUUCGCAAUACAAAAUUUAUAGGGGCAUCAAAUUCAGACCAAAAAGAAUGUAUUGCCGGACAUGCCCGUUAUCAGAUGCCUUCCAGCAAUGAUGCUGACCCAGCAAAAGUUUGACGCACAGGACUGAAAAUAUCCAAAGUUAACAAAGGUCAGAGUCUCUGUGUAAGGAAUACAUACAUACUUGGAUGUUAACAUGUAUUCAUUUCAAAUCUUGUUCUCUGAACAUUUUUUUGGUUAUAUGUUGAGAUAAUCAUGACAUGUUUGCCACACUUAGUACCAUGAUAUUUAUUAAACCACCAAGGUUUGGUGAUAUUGCAUUAAUAUGUACCACCUAGAGGAGCCAGUCAUAGGAACCAGGGAGUGGGGAAAAAGUUCCACCUUCUGGGCACAUAUGCAUGUGGCACAUUCUCUUGCAAAUACACUGAGCAUUUAUGCACAUCUUUUGCUUACACUAAUAUUUCAUGGGUCCACCUUAAAAAUGUAAUGAAGUAGUCUUCAUAUUGUUAGUAAGAUCGUUGUUCAAAAGAGUGACAUUUAGAUGAAGAUGUCAGUACCUGCCAAAUAUACUACACUAUCAAGAAUAACUAUGUCUGCAAAGGCAUCAGUGGCACUUUCUCACAUGCUGUGUAUGGAAAGUCAGGUGUUACAAGUUGCCCUUUCUAGGCGAGUCCCACUUACCAGCUUAUGAUUUGGCAGUUAGGAAGUUUGGACAGGUGUGGGAACUGGACUGGAUUUUGAAAUAAUUCUCAGUGCACAAGAGUUUCUAUAUAAAGGAUUUAACUGCCAGGCAGAUAGUGCUAAAUACAUCAGUGUCUGCAUUCAAACAUAUCAAACUGAGGCAGACGUGGGUGUCCCAAAACAAAGUCCAUCAAACUGCUGCUUGUAUGCAAACCUCACUGAAAUGCAGAACUGCUGCACUCUUAAACAUGUGAAAUGUUUGAUCAUCUGAUACCUAGUUUUAUUCUGUAAGGCAGGCUUCCUCAACCUCAGCCCUCCAGAUGUUGUGAGACUACAAUUCCCAGCAUCCCUGACCACUGGGCCUGCUAGCUAGGGAUCAUGGGAAUUGUAGGCCAAAAAUAUCUGGAGGGCCGAGGUUGAGGAAGCCUGCUGUAAGAUAUAGCGAGUCAUGUGACUUGUCUGAUUUGAGCCAAUUUUGGAAACAUUUUCUACCUCUCUCUACCUCUCCACACCCUCCCAAGUAUUAUACUACAUUGUUCCUAUACAUCUGGCGUGCUGAACCUUUGGCCCUUCAGAUGCUGCUAAACUACAACUCCCAUCAGCCCCAGCAAGCACAGGGAUAGUGGGAGUUUUGGAUCAGAAACAUCUCGAGGGCCAGAGGUUACCCUCAACAGCUGUACACCUUGCAUUCAUAGCUGUGCUGAUUGUGCUCUGAUUCCCAACCAAUUGCAAGGUGUUUUGUUUUCACUCCUCAGUUUUGUGUCCUGAAAUCAACCUCUGUGUUCUCUCCCCCAUGCCAAUUCAGUCUUCUGGUGGUAUGGAUACAUUAAUGCUCCAUGGGGGAAUAUGGUCAAAAGCAAGCCCCGAUUUGUUUAUUUAUUUAUUUCCUUAAAAUUAUAUACUGCUUGAUUGUAGAAAAAAACUUCAAAACGAUUUACAAAAUAGAUAAAACAAUAAAAUUAUCUAUUGACGUCCUAAACGUUGGAGACCUGCUGAUGAUCGUAAUUUCCCAACUUGGUCAAUCUUUAGAGUACACAUAUAUUUCACCUUAAAUUGGUUGGACAGUAUUAAGAUAAAAAUAUUUGAAAGUUCAAAUGACUCUUGAAACAGUUAGAAAGAUGUGCAAUAUAUUAGCUAAUCAAAAACAAAUUUGAUCCAUUUUCACAUACAAAACUUACUCGGGGGGGGGGGAUCAUAGAAUCACAGAAUUUUAGAGUUGGAAGGGACCAAGGAAGGGACCAAGGGGUCAUCUUGUCCAACCCCCUGCAAUGCAGGGAUCUCAGCUAAAUCCAUCCAUGACAGGCGGCCAUCCAACCUCUGUUUAAAAACCUCCAAGGAAGGAGAGUCCACCACCUCUUGUGGGAGUCUGUUCCACUGCCAAACAGCUCUUACUGGCAGAAAGUUUUUCCAAAUGUUUAGUCAGAAUCUCCUUUCUUGUAACUUGAAGCCGUUGAAGUCCUACCCUCCAGAGCAGGAGAAAACAAGCAUGCUCCAUGUGACAGCCCUUCAGAAACCCGGCACAGUUUCAGCUAGCGGGCUGGAUUUAUGAGCCUGCGGGCCGUAGUUGGGGGACCCCUGAUAUACCACAUAUCGGGAACCCUUGUUCUAUUUGUUACAAACUAUGAGUCCCUUCAACCGUUGUUUGAGGAUGAUGGAAGCUGUAGUCCACAAUAUCUGGCAAGCACCAUGUUGCCUAGAACUGCUUAAGAUUCAUGGGCCUUGAAACGUUUGUUAAAGCUGGGUCUUCAUUCCUUGAAAUGGGCAGGAGGGCACCUCAGGCUCUAGGGGCCAAACACAGUGCUCUGGUUCUCUAUCUGGCCCUUGGGACUGUCUCCUUAAACCACACCCUGCUUCCGCACAUACACACACACGGUCUUUUUCAUAGAAUUGCAGAUUUGGAAGGGACCCCAAGGAUCAUCUAGUCCAACCGCCUGCAAUGCAAGAGUCUCGGGAAUCUGGCACCUGGCUGGUUUCUAGCGCUGCUCAGAACAUAGCCUGGAGUACAGUAAAAUGUGGCCUUUUUAAAAAAAUAUAUAUAUAUUUAUUAUUUUUCCAAAAACACUAAAAGAAAAAAGAAAAGAAAAGGAAAAACAAUACAAUACAACACAUCAAAUUAACAAAACAAGAUUAAGACAAUAAAAUAAAUCAAACAAUUUCAUUAUCCCAUCUUUCAUUCACUUAUUUCCACGACCUCCUCACACCUCCCUUUUUGUAUUCCACUUCUGUUAAUUAUUUCAGCAAUUCCUUUCCAUCUUCCUCUGUUUUCAAUCCUAUAAUUAUCUAAACUCAUUCUAACCUUAUUUUUUUCCUUUAAUACUCUAUUAACCUAUCUGUACUUAAUUCCUUAUAUUAUUUCUACUAAAGCCAUAUAACUUCAUUUCAACAUUUUUCUAACAUUCAUUAAUUUUGCAAUAUUUCUGUAGAUAAUCUUUAAACUUUUUCCAGUCUUCUUCUACCAACUCCUCUCCCUGGUCUCGGAUUCUGCCAGUCAUUUCCGCCAGUUCCAUAUAGUCCAUCAACUUCAUCUGCCAUUCUUCCCAGGUGGGCAAAUCUUGUGUCUUCCAAUACUUCGCGAUGAGUAUUCUUGCUGCUGUUGUUGCGUACAUAAAAAAGGUUCUAUCCUUCUUUGGCACCGUUUGGCCGACCAUGCCCAGGAGAAAGGCCUCUGGUUUCUUCAAAAAGGUAUAUUUAAAUACCUUUUUCAUUUCAUUAUAAAUCAUCUCCCAGAAUGUCUUAAUCCUUGGGCACGUCCACCAAAGGUGAAAGAAUGUACCUUCAGUCUCAUUACAUUUCCAACAUUUAUUUUCAGACAAAUGGUAAAUUUUUGCAAGCUUGACUGGUGUCAUGUACCACCUAUAAAUCAUUUUCAUUAAGUUUUCUCUUAGGGCAUUACAUGCCGUAAAUUUCAUACCUGUGGUCCAUAACUGUUCCCAGUCAGCCAUCAUUAUAUUAUGUCCAACAUCUUGUGCCCAUUUAAUCAUAGCAGAUUUCACCGUUUCAUCCUGAGUGUUCCAUUUCAACAGCAAGUUAUACAUUUUUGACAAAUUCUUAAUUUUGGAAUCUAACAAUUUUGAUUUUUCCACCUGGAAACCAACUUUUUUGUCCAAAUUAUAUGCCUCCAUUAUUUGAUAAUAAUGGAGCCAAUCUCGCACUUUAUUUUUCAAUUUUUCAAAGCUCUGCAAUUUUAGUCUGUCUCCCUCUUGUUCCAGAAUUUCCCAAUAUUUCGGCCAUUUGUCCUCCAUAUUGAGUUUUUUCUGUGCCUUCGCUUCCAUUGGUGACAACCAUCUUGGGGUUUUCUUUUCUAACAAAUCUUUAUAUCUUAUCCAUACAUUAAACAAUGCUUUUCUUAACAAUAUGAUUUUUAAACGCUUUAUGUACUUUUACCUUAUUGUACCACAAAUAUGCAUGCCAACCAAAUACAGUGGUGCCUCGCAAGACGAAAUUAAUCCGUUCCGCGAGUCUCUUCGUCUUGCGGGUUUUUCGUCUUGCGAAGCACAGCUAUUAGCGGCUUAGCGGCUAUUAACGGCUUAGCGGCUUUAAGAAAAAGGAAACAAACUCGCAAGAACUCGCAAGACGUUUCGUCUUGCGAAGCAAGCCCAUAGGGAAAUUCGUCUUGCGGAACGACUCAAAAAACGCAAAACCCUUUCGUCUAGCGAGUUUUUCGUCUUGCGAGGCAUUCGUCUUGCAGGGCACCACUGUACAUUAUUAAAACCUUCUAGGUCCAACACAUCAGUGUUUUCAAGUAGCAGCCAUUCUCUCAGCCAACAAAAAGCAGCUGAUUCAUAAUAGAGUUUUAGGUCUGGCAGGGCAAAUCCACCUCUUUCUUUAGCAUCAGUUAAUAUCUUAAAUUUUAUUCGAGGCUUCUUGCCCUGCCAAACAAAUCUGGAAAUAUCUUUCUGCCACUUCUUGAAACAAUCCAUUUUAUCCAAAAUUUGUAAUGUUUGAAACAAGAACAUCCUUGGCAGCACAUUCAUUUUUAUCACAGCAAUUCGGCCUAACAGUGAUAACUUCAAAUUUGACCAUAUUUCUAAGUCUUUUUUCACUUCAAUCCAACAUUUUUCAUAAUUAUCCUUAAAUAAAUUUACAUUUUUAGCAGUCAUAUUAACCCCUAAAUAUUUCACUUUCUUAACCAAUGUUAGUCCUCUCUCUUCCUGAAAUUUCUCUCUCUCAUUUACAGUUAAAAUUUUCUCUAAAACCUUAGUUUUCAUCUUAUUCAGCUUAAAACCUGCUACUUGCCCAAAUUCUUGAAUCAGUUCCAAUACCCUUUUUGUGCUAGAUUCUGGUUCCUGUAGGGUCAAUACUAGAUCAUCAGCAAAUGCUUUCAAUUUAUACUGUUUAACUCCCACUUGUAUACCUUUGAUCUCUUGGUCCUUUCUUAUCAUGUUUAACAAAACCUCAAGGACCAAUAUAAAAAGCAGUGGAGAAAUUGGGCAGCCUUGUCGUGUCCCUUUCUCAGUCUUGAACUCUUCUGUCACUACAUUGUUCACAAUUAAUUUUGCCUUUUGUUCUGAAUAAAUUGCACCUAUACCAGUAAAAUGUGGUCUUUGGACUGAAAAAGGUCUCCCCAUUCCUGCCUUAAAACAUGUGUGUUAUAUUUUCUGAGACUUCCAUAAGAAAGGUCUUAUUGGGGCGGGCGAGAUUUAUGGCAUAUGGCUCCUUAGGGGUAGAGUUUUACACAAGAAGGCCUGACUCUGAUUAUGCAGACUUCCAUAGAAUGGCUUCAUCCACAUGUUUCCACUGCACUUCGGCAGGGAGUGAUAAAAGGUGAGAGGAAAGAUAAUGAGGCACAAUUGAUGGGCGGAGUGGGGUGGGAGACCAUGGGGUCAUGAAGGACAGAUAAUGGUUCAGGGCUCAGGAGCAGCUCCCAAUUGCUGGUUCUAUUCAAGGCUGUCUUGGACUCCUGAGGCACCUGCUGUUAAGAAAAAAAUGUCCAACGUCGGCUUAUUUAAAGGGAAGAUGGAUCAUGUGCUUUCCUGGUGUGACUUCUGGUGGAUCUGUCAGCAGGUUGUCUUCAUUGAUUUGACCUUCGCUUUCAAGGUAUAUCAGCUGGUGUGCAGUGCUAGAUGGCUGUUGUCUCUCUCUCAGUGAUUUAUUUUGUUUGUGUUGGAUUGUGAGCACAAGGAAGAGCAUGCUGCACAGUAUAUCGGAUGCUGUGCAUAUUUGAGUGCUGUGACACACUUCAGGGACACUGGCUUCUCUGCUGUUCGUCCUUUGCCUUUACGUCCUCCUUGUGGUAGGGAUCGCUUUGCAGGUUCCUGGGCAGUGGGGUGAGCAGCCCUGUGCGCUUGCAAGGCCCCCACCUAGAGACUGUAGCAAAAAAUAGCAUGCACAGAGGGGAGGAGACUCCAGGAAGUGGCACGUUCUCUGGAUUCUCUGUUGCCCGUUGCAGCACUGAAGGACGAAAAUAACCUCCCCCGUAAUUAUCACUGAGAUACCAGUUACCAUUUCAAAGAAAAGAGUCGCAUUCAUUUUGUUUGGCAACAAGGGUGUUAACACAGAUGAAAAUACACAAGCAAAUCGGUGUGCUGCGGAAGAUGAAAUGCUUCCCUUGUCAGUUCUCAAACACAAUUAAAUCCAUCCAGUUCAACACCAGUGCCUUGAUGUCUGCUUGUUUCUUUGACCAAGGUAUGGGAACGCACUAUUUUUAACGGUGAGUUUCUUUGCUUCCAAAUGCUUGCCUGGUUACUGCUCUAGUGGCUUAUUUAUGUGCGGAGUAGUUUGGUACUGUGUGUUGUAGUUAUUAACAGAGCAUCAUUCUGUUUAGCCUUGCAGCUUCAUGUUCCCCCACCCCUUUGAGAUAAAAUAGAUUGAAGGCUUGUCCACAAAGGAAAAGCAAGUUGCCUUUUGGAUAAAUUUUAAUUGAAAAGCUAAGAUCUGCUGAUAUGUUAACUUUCAGUUGUAGCACUGCAGUAAAUUUUCCUUCUUAAAAUUGGUCCAAUUCAUUUUAGGGGGGGGGGGGAGCCCUGUCAGUUUCACCUACAUCAGGAAGGGAAAUUGUGUAGAGGACCAAUCAGAGAUAUUCAUGUUGGGUUUAACUGGAGAACGUGGAGAUGGGAUUGUGAGGGAAUGCUGAUUUUUAUAGAUGGAUUUGGGAAUUGCGCCUGCUUGUAAGCCGGCACAAAUCCCAGUGCUGCAAGGUGAUGCCCGAAGGGACCAUUGACAACAAGCCCCCCCCCCCCGAUUGAUUAGUUUCUUAAAGUGAAGCUUUUAAGAGACGGUUCCACACCCCAUGAAUUACAAAAUCUGUACUGAACAAUAGGCAGCUGGAGAAAACCAUGAGAAGCUCCUGCAAUAUGUUAAUGACCAGUUUCAAUACCAGAAAAGUUUUAAGCCAACAAGCCUCGGGGCGUUGUCCUCCAGGUUCACUUGAGAGGUUCCUGGGUCUUAUUUCUUGUGGUGAGACCAUAAUAAUGUUUUGAUAUUCUGUUGGUAGUUCCCCCCCGCCCAACUUUCCCUUCAAGAUGCUGUAUAAAAUAGGCACUCAGUGGUUUUACUGACUCAUCUUAACUGCCUGCACAAAGUACACAUUUUGAUUAAUUAGGUGAUUUAGCUCUUUUCGGAGCAUUUUUUUUCCUGUCAAUACAUUGGCUUUAUAGCAUUGUGCCAUCCUGCAUUAGUUUCCAAAGCCAAUUUUGAGCUGUGUACUGUUGGAGGCACAUUGGCAGCCCUCCUUUCUCUCUUUCCCCCUCCCCUCCCCCUUGCAAGGUUGGCUCAGUUCUUCCAAUGCAGACAAUUUUACUGUUCUUGGUUGUCCUGCCAGUAGUAGUACAGCAGCAUUUCCAGGCAGGAUUGUAAAAGCAUGCUCAGUUGCAUCACUGUCUUAGCAGUUAAGUAGUGCCAUACUGAACAAGACCAUCUUGUUACCCAAAGUGACAAACUAGAUGCCUAUGGAAAGUCCACAAGCAAGACACGAGGGCAAUAGCCUCUCCUGCUGUUACUCCCCAGCAGCUGUUAUUCAGAGCCAUGCUGCCUUUGACCUUGGAGGUAAUACACAGCCAUCAUGAUUAGUAGCCAUUGAUAGUCCUACUCUCCAUUGAAUUUGCCCAAUCCCUUUUUAAAGCCAAUGAUCCACACUAAUGAGGCAGGCUGUACUUCAAACCAGGGACGCAGGUGGCACUGUGGUCUUAACCACUGAGCCUCUUGGGCUUGCUGUUGGGUCAGCAGUUCGAAUCUGCAUGACGGGUUGAGCUCCCAUUGCUCUGCCACAGCUUUUGCCAACCUAGCAUUUCAAAAGCAUACCAGUGCAAGUAGAUAAAUAGGUACCGCUGCAGCAGGAAGAUGAAUGGUGUUUCCAUGCAAUCUGGCUUCCGUCACAGUGUUCCAUUGCACCAGAAGCUGUUUAGUCAUGCUGGCCACAUGACCUGGAAAGCUGUCUGUGGACAAACGCCAGCUCCCUCGGCCUGAAAGCGAGAUGAGUGCCACACCCCAUAGUCAAGUUUGACUGGACUUUACUGUCCAGGGGUCCUUUACCUUUUUACUACUCCAAACCAGGAUAUAUGCUUGAUGCUUCAAAUGAAGAAUAUCCUCAAAUCAAGGAACUGUCUGGUAUAAAUGUUUUGGACUUAAGUAUGUUGCCUCAGCUUAGACCAUGACUUGUUCUAAUUUGAGUUUAGAAUUUAACCAUGAUUUUAGUCUCUGAGCAUACAGACAUGCCAUGGUUCAAAGGUGCUUGCACGUCUGGUCUCAUUUUCUGUCUGCUGAGCACUCCAGACUAGUUCAUGGGUUGUCAAUUCAGACAUCCUUCCAAACCAUAGUUAGCACACACCAUAUUUGGCAACUUGCUUCCAGCCACAAUUUCUGCUUUUGGGUUGCUGUUGGAUCACAGAUAUACAGUUUCAUACCAAAGGCACAGUUAAGAUCCCUUAUUUAUAUGCUGGCAUGAUUUCUGAACCAGGUCACUGUUUGCAAAGGACCCUUGAAAACAAAUACAGAAACAUGAACUGGAGCCAAGUAGCAGUCAGAGAUAAUUAAGAGUUCAGAGAGAUCCUUCUGCAAAUAAAUUGGAAAAUAUAAAAUAGUUUAAAUGGUAAGCUGAGAUGAUAUUAAAGGGGUAGUCAACAGUUUCAUUAUUACAUGCUCAGCAGUUCACAGGACACAGAAGAGUGUAUUUUCAGGUUAAAACUUAGCUUUGACUUUAUAUAUCAGAGGUUGAGGAUUUUGGAGUGUAAAAGUGGUUUUCUACAUGGGCUCUGCCAAGGAGACCAAUAAGGAAUUAUUUCCAGUCCCUGAGGAAUGUUUGGAGUUCUUUGAAAAUGAGCCUGUGUCACCAGGGCUUCUGGGGCUUCUGUGAUCCAGUGGAUGGAGCCCGGAACUGAGGGGCUUUUGCCUGGCAGGUCAGGAAACUUUGUGAAAUGGAGAAGGGCCCUGGUGGGAGUAGGAUGUGGGCUUUGGUGGGAACAGAAGGCAGCAUGUGAGUUUACUAGACAGUGUGUGGCUGGGGGUGCAGAAGGAACUGAAGACAAUUUCAAGCCAAGUGGAAAACAGUCUGCCUCUUUGAGCCUGUUUCUGCACUCUUUGGAGAUACCAAGACUAGUACAGUGGUACCUCGGGUUACAGAUGCUUCAGGUUACAGACUCAACUAACCCAGAAAUAGUACCUCGGGUUAAGAACUUUGCUUCAGGAUGAGAACAGAAAUCGCGUGGUGGUGGCAGCGGGAGGCCCCAUUACCUAAAGUGGUACCUCAGGUUAAGAACAGUUUCAGGUUAAGAACAGACCUCCAGAACAAAUUAAGUUCUUAACCCGCAGUACCACUGUAAUGCUAAGACAUUAAAACCUCAGAUCAUACCUCUAGACCUGGCAAACCUGUUUUUAUCUCAUUCAUCUGUGCAUACCAGUGCCGGAUUUAGGGGCCCCACUCUCUUGCCCCCCCCAAAUAUACUUCUUCUUAAUUGUAUUUCACUAUAAAUAUACUUAUUCUUAAUUGUAUUUCAGUUCAACAACUACUUUGAUAAAAUACAUAUUUUGUUAUGUGCAAAUGGCUUUAGAUACCUAUUAGGUCCAUAAAUAACCAUACAGUAAUACCUCUGGUUACAUACCAUCCUCAUUGCAAACGCUUUGGGUAACGAACUCCGUUAACCCAGAAGUAGGUGCUCCUGGAAGCGAACUUUGCCCCAGGAUGCGAACAGAAGGUUCCAUUAGCGAAAGUGCACCUCAUGUUAGGAACUGUUUUAUGAUAAGAACGGACCUCCAGAACGAAUUAAGUUCGUAACCGGAGGUUCCACUCUAUAGCAUAUAUUCAACACAAAAAACAGUGACAAUUUGUUGUUGACAAAGGACAGCUGGGCAUAUAAAGGGCCCCAUUACCUUCAGUAGCUUAGGGCCUCAUCAAACCUAAAUCCAGCCCUGGUGCAUAUACAUGCAAAAACACACAUGCCACAUAUUGUACUGUAUAUAUAUUUUUUCCAGCUCAGCUUUACUCUCUAGGCUUUGAGCUUUCAAAUCAUUGCACUGCUACAAGAUCGCAAAAACGUUUUGUUUGGCUGUUUGCAAGAAAAGGGCAGAUUGGUAAUGGUAGCAAAGGCCAACUGCCAGCUCUUAGCAACAAGCAACGUAAUGCAUUCUUAUCUUCCUCUCUGAUCCUCCUUCCCCUGGCCUCGUAUUGCAGGACCAUUGAGGCUGAGGCAGUGUGUGGUGGUGGGGAGACCGAAUACAACAGUCUUGUUUUGUUCUUGGCAACCUGCCUUGUGCCACAAGGUUCCCAUGGUUCCCGUGUGUGAGGUGGGUACCCUUCAGGGGUGCUUGAGCAGUUGCUAGGGCCUGCUCAGCUUCUUCCUUUGUCUCUGUCCAUCUCUGCCCUUCAUUUCCUUCUACCUUGGAAGUGGGUGACUAAGCCUCACGCAUCCACAGAAUGCCAGUAGCCAGACCUCUUGGAUGCUCCCAGACAAAAGCCUCAGCACAGUGCAUGUCUGUGUGCAUGUGGGGGAGCGAGUGAGGGGACCACUUCUGCUUCUCUCCCCAAUUUGGGGUUUACAGGUGGAAUAGCAGUACUUGGAGGGAAAGCUGAAGUUUUGGAACAUCUGCCUUUGCACAUGGAAGGUCCCUGGUUCAUCUCUCCCCGCCCCCCAUCUCCAGGUAGGGCUGGGAGAGGCCCUAGUUUGAAACCCUGGAGUGCUGCUGCCAGUCAGUGCAGAUAGUAUUGAACUGGCUGAACCAGUGGACCACUUCCUACACUGUGGUGGUGGCUGCCUUGUGAACAUCACGCCACUGCAGUUGGCUGUGGUCAUCAUUGGAAGUUAUGGCUGCAGGAGGGGGAGGUUAAGGUGAGUGACAGACUGCCGCCUCCUCAGCCCUGCCAUUGCUAUACUACUGAAUGUGGUGGGAUCUUGAAAUGAGCAAAGGCCCCUUUCUCCGCUGAUGAAUCUGCAUUGGUGCAGAAAAAUCCUGAAACAAGCAAAGCUCCUUUGAGCAUGUAUUUGCCUUUGCAGCCUUUACUGUUAUAUCCCGCCUUUCCUCCAGAUACCUCAAGGUGCCAUGCACUGCUCUCCCUCUCCCCAUUUUAUCCUCUCAACAACCCUGUGGAGUGGCUCUUCAUGCUCUUCAAGGUUUCUCAGUGGGCUGCUUCUUCCAAAUGGGUAGCUUGCUGCUGGGAAGCAGCUGCCACUUCCCCUUUGCCCAGUCAACAACUGAGCGAGUGGGAGGGCUGGGCUCUGCCAUUGUGUCCCCUAUCUUGAGCACACACCCCAAAAAGAACAUUCUUGUAUUGCAUUUAAAAAGUUUCCCUAUUGCAGACAUUUCUCCAGCCCACGGACUGCAGAAGAUUCACGGGUGGGACCAGUUUCACCCUCAGACAGCAGUUUUGUCACAUGAGGAGAAAUGCCUGAAGUCAGAUGAUGAUGAUGAUGAUAAAAAAUAAUUUUAUUUAUACCCUGCCCUCCCCAGCCAGAGCCGGGCUCAGGGCGGCUAACACCAAUAAAAUCACAGUAAAAACAUAAUGGGGGGGGACCCAAUUUAAAAUACAGGUUAAAAUGCAAUUUAAAAUGCAGCCUCAUUUUAAAAGUAGCUGAUAGAUCAAGACCAUAAGGGGAGGGGGAAACAUAAGGGUCAGACUGAGUCCAAACCAAAGGCCAGGUGGAACAGCUCUGUCUUGCAGGCCCUGCGGAAAGAUGUCAAGGCCCGCAGGGCCCUAGUCUCUUGUGACAGAGCGUUCCACCAAGUCGGAGCCAGUACUGAAAAGGCCCUGGCCCUAGUUGAGACCAAUCUAACCACCUUGCGACCUGGGACCUCCAAAAUGUUGUCAUUUGUGGACCUUAAGGUCCUCCGCAGGGCAUACCACGAUAGGCAGUCCCGUAGGUACGUCAAAACCAGCACCUUAAACCUGACCCUGUACUCCACCGGGAGCCAGUGAAAUUGGUAAAGCACUGGAUGAAUGUGAUCCCGCGGCAAGAACCCUGUAAGGAGCCUCGCCGCCGCAUUCUGCACCCGCUGGAGUUUCUGGAUCAGCUUCAAGGGCAGCCCCGCGUAGAGCGAGUUACAAUAAUCAAGCCUGGAGGUGACCUUCACAUGGAUCACUGUGGCCAGGUCAGGGCGAGAAAGGUAAGGGACCAACUGCUUAAUAAGGCAGAGAUGGGAAAAUGCCACCUUUGCUGUGGCUGCAACCUGCGCCUCCAUGGAAAGGCUUAUGUGGUGGCUAUUGAUGUGUUUUGCCUUUGACACAAAAGUGAAUGAAAUGUGAGCUUGCUAAAUAAUGGUGCCUUUAGGCAAGUUCCUUGAGCCCCCCCUUUUUUGGGUCAUGGUGUACCAGUUGUCAAGUGUCCUUGUGCAUCCCAUCUUUUCUCCCUGCCUUCCCAAUUGUAUCCUCGUGACAACCUUGCAAGGUUGGUGCAGCUGACAGUUUAGAACUGCUUGUUUAUUCUUCCAAAGAGAUCAGGGCAACAUACCUGCUGAUUCUUCUUGCCUUAUAUUCUCACAACAAACCUGUGAAAUAGGUUGUGCUAAGAAAUUGUGACUGCCCAAGGUGAGCUUUGUGGAUAAGAAGGAACUUGAAUCCAAAUCGCAGGAGGAAGUUUUCCUCAUCAUAGUGCAAGUUUUUCUGAUUGCUGUGUAAAUGUCUUUCAUGAAAAUGUACACAGAAAAUAUAUUAACAUACAUUUUUCUCUUUAUUAUACAGCAGAUAUAAUUUCUACAGUAGAGUUUAAUCAUUCUGGAGAAUUGCUAGCAACAGGAGACAAAGGCGGUAGAGUUGUUAUCUUUCAACAAGAGCAGGAGGUGAGUUCUGUGUCAGUGUGGUCUGUUCAUACCCACAACCCAAUUUCCUCUACAGCAAGGCAGUCCAACUUUUCAUAUCAAGUGGGUUGCAAGAGUACUUCACUACGGAACCCAUGGGCCACACAGUGCCUCGUCACAUGGAGUGGAGAGUGAGGCCAAAAUUUGACGCCCCAGGACCUCAUGACCCAGGUAAAUGAGGCACUGGGCUUUGGGAUGGAGGCACGAGGCUUUGGCAGGGUGCUAGAGCCCGCCCACCUCCUUCCCAAAGCUGAGCAAGUGCUAACUAGGCUUCGGGAAGGAGGCAGGAGGACUCUAGGACCCUGUCAGAGCCCUCAUGCCUCCUUUCUAAAUCCCAGUGCUUCGCCUAUGCCAGGCAUGUCCAAAGUUCGUUUUGGGGGCCUAAUCUGGCCUGCCGGUCGGUUUAAUUUGGCCCCUGUGGCAACAAUUUUAAUCCUAAAAAAAAAGGUUAACAACUUUGGUCGGCCCUCACAGCCCUUCACUUCAUCAAAUCUGGCCCUCUUUGAAAAAAGUUUGGACACCACUGGCUUACGCUCUGGGGUGAGGACUGUGGGGUAAAAGGUUACUUGAGGGCCGCCAAAAAAGGCCUCCAGGGCUACAUGUAGCCCACGGGUUGCGUCCACCCUGCUCUAUAGAUUUCAAGAGGGAAUUGCAUCUUUUACCUGAAAAUUAUGGCCAGUUUAUGGUGCUCUGAGAAUAAGUUGAAAACAAGAACUACGCCAAAAAGUACCAGCAUGCUAUUCUACUGUUGUAACCCAGUGUAGAAAUGUUACAUAUGAAAUUUAUAAUUUAUGGUAGCCAUGACUGAUUGUAAGGAAAUACUGGCUAAAGAUUAGGAAUGCAGUUAAAAAAUGUGCAAACCUGUGUGACUUUCUGCAGAAGUAAGUCCUAUUUCAUUCACUGGAACUUAUUCCCAUGUGCAUAUCUAUACAGUUGUAAGAGCAACAAGCUUUAUUACAAAACUACAUGUUCAGUUUCUUUGGGCUGUUGUUUCUUUCCCACCAAACUGUUGUAAAAAUAAUCAUACUAAGAAGUGGUUCCUUUACUGUCUUAUAUGCUGAGUAUUACAGAACAGAUAAUGCCGACCAUUAUCUAGAAUAUUCCAGUGCUUGUGUAUUCCAAAUCACUGUUGUAUAAAACCUACAGAAGAUUGAUGAUGCAACCAAUUUAUUGAAAACAGGUGGCCAUUUAUUAAUUAUUGGAAAAGUAAAUCUGUUGGUAGAAGAGUUCUCCAUAGAUGUUGAAUAUAUUUUGAAAAACAAUUUAAAAUCAGCAAGGGGUCAAUGCUUUUUGGUGGAACACAAGCUUUUCAUGCAGGAGAUUCUAGGAAGCCAUUGCCCCCUAUCUAUCUAUUAGCAGGAUUAGGAAAUAUAUAUUUCUGCCUGAUACCUGGAGAGUUGCUGCCAGCCAGUGUAGGUGAGGGGUUGUAAAUGUUUUCUUCCGCUGGCACCUAUACAGCCUAGAUGAGCCAGAGAUCUAGCUAGGUUUAAGCAUCUUCAUAGGUGCUUCAUAGUUCUGCAAGAAUUCUUCUGAUUGUUCUUGCUCAGGAGUCCAGGGAGUAGCACUAAUGCAUCUUUUCCUUCUCCUUGUGUUUUUUUUUAUCCAAUCCAUUGUGUGUAACUUACUGAAGCAAUGCUUUUCCUACAGUCAUUGAGUUUCAAAUAGCAUUCUUCUUUUGUCCUAUUAAAAUCCUUCUCAAGUAGCCUACAUUUGUGCCUGUAAUAGAUUGCCCUACAUAGAUUUUCUCUUGCAGUAAAUAUAACUGAUAUUGUGCCUUUGAACAGGCACUGAACAUUUAUGAGCACUGGAAAUACCAUGUCAUAUGAAUAGCAAAUGUUUUGUCUGUUUUCAUUAAAAUGGCUUUGAAACCACUCAACCAGUUUGUGCUCAUAAGGUGUCCAUCAGACAACCAUGGUUCUUAGAAAGUACUGCACAUCUGUUUUAUGCAUUUCAUAGGUAAAGGGACCCCUGACCAUUAGGUCAAGUCAUGGACGAUUCUGGGGUUGCGGUGCUCAUCUCGCUUUAUUGGCCAAGGGAGCCGGCGUACAGCUUCCGGGUCAUGUGGCCAGCAUGAUUAAGCCGCUUCUGGAGAACCAGAGCAGCUCAUGGAAACACCGUUUACCUUUCCGCCGGAGCGGUACCUAUUUAUCUACUUGCACUUUGACAUGCUUUUGAGCUGCUAGGUUGGCAGGAGCAGGGAUCGAGCAACGGGAGCUCACCCCGUCGCGGGGAUUCGAACCACCAACCUUCUGAUCGGCAAGUCCUAGGCUCUGUGGUUUAACCCACAGCGCCACCCACGUCCUUUCAUUUCAUUUCAUAGAAUCAUACAAAUCAGAGUUGGAAGGGACUGCAAGGGACAUCUAGCCCCACCCUUCAAUGCAGGAACCUUUUUGCCUAAUGUGGGACUUGAACCCACAACCUUGAAAUUAAGAGUUACCGUAUUUUUCGCCCUAUAGGACGCACUUUUUCCCCUCCAAAAAUGAAGGGGAAAUGUGUGUGCGUCCUAUGGGGCGAAUGCAGGCUUCGUGGAGCCUGGAGAGCGCGAGGUGCGCACCGACGCCUCUCGCUCUCCAGGUUUCGCGGACCUCUCAAGCCGCGGGCGCGCUCCCGCGGCUUGCGGAGUGUUGCCGGCAUGCUGAAGCCUGCGCGCGCUGAGAUCAGCGCGUCCAGGCUUCGCGGACCUCUCCGCAAGCAGCGGGAGCGCUCCCGCUGCGUGCGGAGAGGUGCCCGCAUGCUGAAGACUGCGCGCGCUGAGAUCAGCGCGUCCAGGCUUCGCGGACCUCUCCGCAAACAGCGGGAGCGCUCCUGCUGCUUGCGGAGAGGUGCCGGCAUGCCGAAGCCUGCGCGCGCUGAGAUCAGUGUGUCCAGGCUUCGCGGACCUCUCCGCAAGCAGCGGGAGCCAGCGCUGGGCUCCCACUGCUUGCAGAGAGCUGCCUGUUUGGGGGCUGGGGUCGGGGGAAGCUCGGGCCUCCCCCGCCCCAGCCCCGCGCCUGGGGGGGGAAAUAAUUUUUUUCCCUUUAUUUCCCCCCAAAAAAACUAGGUGCGCCUUAUGGGACGGUGCGUCCUAUAGGGCGAAAAAUACGGUACUCUUUUGUGGCCUAAAAAGACAGUAGAGCCAUCACUUUGGGCCUUUUUUAGUUAAGAAAAAAAGACACGUAAGAGUUGACAUGAUAAGGAUGCAUAAAAUUAUACAUGGUGCGAUCAAGUAGAUAGAGAAAGGUUUUUCUCCCUUUCUUGUAACUAGAUCUCGUUCUGGAGGAUUCAGAGCACACAAAAGAAAGUACUUCUUCACUCAGGGUAUUGCUAAACUAUGGAAUUGGCUUCACAAAAGGCAGUGAGCGCCACCCACUUGGAUGGCUUUAAAAGGAGAUGAGACAGAUUCAUGGAGGCAAAGGCUAUAUCAAUUAACCAUGAUGGCUGUGCUCUUACCUCCACUGUCAGAGGCAAUGUGGCUCUGAGUACCAGGUGCUGGGAGUUGCAGGUGGGCAGGGUGCGUUCAUGUCCUGCUUGUGUGCUUCCCACAGGCAUCUGGUUGGCCACUGUGAGCACAGGGCACUCGACUAGAUGGGCCACUGGGCUGGUCCAGCCAGAGAGUCUUACGUUCCUCUGAUUGCCUAGGAUGUCUUGCCUCGGUAUGGGUAAAGGUAAAGGGACCCCUGACCAUUAGGUCCAGUCACGGAUGACUCUGGGGUUGCGGUGCUCAUCUCGCUUUAUUGGCCGAGGGAGCCGGCGUACAGCUUCCGGGCCAUGUGGCCAGCAUGACUAAGCCGCUUCUGGCGAACCAGAGCAGCGCACGGAAACGCCGUUUACCUUCCCGCCGGAGUGGUACCUAUUUAUCUACUUGCACUUUGAUGUGCUUUCGAACUGCUAGGUUGGCAGGAGCAGGGACCGAGCAACGGGAGCUCACCCCGUCGCGGGGAUUCAAACCGCCAACCUUCUAAUCGGCAAGUCCUAGGCUCUGUGGUUUAACCCACAGCACCACGUAUACUGUAGCGUAUAUCGGUACGUAUACUGUAUGUAUAUUGGUACGUAUACUGGGCGGUUUUUACAUAAAAAGCUCUUGGAGGUUCUUACGGUUUAUAAGUCAUCUUUGCAACUCCUCUAGCCUUUGUACCUUUCUCUUCUCACACAAUCACACUCUCUUUCUGUACUCUUUCUUUCUGGUAAGGAUUUUUCCUUCCCAAGUUACUUUGAUCUCUUAGUGCCAUCUAGUGGGGACAAUGAUAUAUAUUUAUUUAUUACAUUUAUAUCCUGCCCUUCUGGUUCAACUGGACAACCGAGACAGCGAACAAAAGGUGGCUAACAGGUUUUUUUAAGCUGAUUUUUUUAGUACAUUAAAAUAUUUAAAACCUUAAAACGGGUUUCACAUACUAGGUUCCAAAUUUGGGAAAGGAGUUUAUGGAAAUAGGAAACAUCAGUUUCGUGGUAUGGUGUUUUUAAAUCAGCUAAGAUUAUAACCUCCUUAAGGAACUCAGGAGGGUAAUGCUUAAAAUAACAUAUAUUGCAGAAAGGUUAGCAAGAACUCUAUAAAACAGAUGGCAGCCAAUUCUUGGCUUGGCCGCCACAAAAUAUAAUCAAAACUGCAUAUAUUGGAUAAACGGUAUUUUAGGGUUGGUGUUAUCUGCUGGUUUGAUCUGUUCUCAUUAUUAAACUGCCCUUACUGUUUUGUGGUGGUUUAUGGUUGAGAUAAAUGAAAUUGAAAAGAAUCUAAUAUAUAAAAUCUAUUUCUUAGGGAAAUCAGAAAAGGUAUUUUGAGACAGGGAUGGGUAACCUGUGGCCCUCCAGCUUCUACUGGACUACAACUCCUAUCAUUCUUGAACCCUAGUUAUGCUGUCUGGGGCUGAUGGGAGAUGUUGCCCAGCCACAGCUGGAGGGCCAAAUGUUUCCCUAUCUCUGUUUAAAAGGCUUAUCGAGCUUCUGGAAAUGUGUAUGUUUCUUCAGAGGAAAUGUCCAUUCCAGAAUUCAUGUCAAAACCCUCACUGGGAGCAGACCGUGGUCUCUGUUCCUGCAGGAGCUGCUCUCUUCCCACCUGUGUUGAUGAAAUGCUCCCUGUGCAACAGUGGGGUACACUGUUCCACACCUGCGUGAUUGUGGUGGAUUGUCUUGUUCAUUACGCGUUUCAUGAGAAGGACAUAAAGAGAGAAGGACGUAAGUUCAGUGGUGAGGUACAGGCUUGUCCUGGGUUCAGUCUCUGGCAUUUCCAGUUAAUUGAAGCUAGCAGGUGAUGAGAAAGAGUUCUACUAAAGCUCUGAAGAGCUGCUACAGAUCAGAAUAUUUAUUGAAGAAAUGUCUGUUUUCAUAAAAUCUUCCUAAAAUCCCAGAGCAGUUCAUUAUCUGUUGAUUGGAAGGUGGGACUCGCCUGUAGUCAGUAUUGCUUACCUGUCCAUCUUAAUGUCGCAAUGAAAUCCUGUCCAUUCCUUUUUGCAUGGAUGCUGUCCAGAUUAUGUUUGUCUGCUGUUUAAAAAAACUCAGCAAUCAGUUCAAAACAAUCUUAACUACAGGGUGAGAUAAAAUAACACCGGCCUGGUGUUUAAAAUGCCACUUGCUUCAUUCUUUACAAUUUAUUAAAAUGCCUGUGAGAAUAAAAAAAAAUGUAUUGGCCUGCCACCUAUAUGAUAACAAAGUGGGUGUUGGGUGAGCUGUCCUAGGGAGGGAAUUCCAUAAUACUCUUAAGAAUCAUAGAAUGUCAGAGUUGGAAGGGACCCCAAGAGUCAUCUAGCCACCCCUGCAAUGCAGGAAUUCUUCCCACAGCCGUCCCUGGGUGGGCUCAAACCACCAAACUUCUGGUUAUCAGCCAGGCGCACGGACCCACUUCCCCACAGGAGGGCUGGGUGCUAUCUGCUUGACCUCGGUUGGUGGCAGCGCCCUGAGAAGGGUCUCUGUAGAAGAACUUUAUUCCUGAGCAGGUUGUUAUGGGAAAAGGUGAUCCUUAAGGUGUCCAGUAAUAGCACUGGAGUAGAAAGACAAUUUGUCUGACCUCAUAUAAGGUAGCUUCCUGUGUAUCGGCCAAGCACCACCCAUCAGAACAGGUGAUUCCCAGUCGCUAUCCACAGAGCAGUAUCGGUUGAAACAGGAUCUCUUCGUAGAAUUCACCUGACAUGAAAGCUGUCGUCAUGCCUGGGCUGGAAUGAGGUGGCAGUGCAACCGUGCAAAGCAUUGUGGAACAGCUUAGAAGGCAGGAAAUGAAUACUGCCCUGUAAUUGUUAAUAAGGCGGGAUUCAUGCCAGUGCAAUGUUAAUUACCUUGGGCUGGAAUUUGGCUUCAAACCUGCCUCCUGCUUGAAAAGGUGCCUGGGAUGUUUUAAAUGGCGUUGGCAUCCUCACGCCCUUGAGUGUGGUUCAUCACCCUCUUGGAAUUGCAGAUGUUGGCUAAACAAGUGCUAAGAGGUUUAGCUUUGGAUAGCAGUUUGGAGGGAAGAGCAUCUGUGAGUCUUGACUAGGGUGUCCUACAGCACAAUAGCUGUUUAUUACACAUUUGAAAUCAGGCAGGGAUGGAGGACCACAGAUUCGCUUUCCUUGAUCUAAAGAAUGCUUUUUCAUUGCUUCAGAAUGUUUGUGUUCAUUAAUGCAAAUUGAUCAGUAAGCUCAUAUAAUUGGUCAAUUAAGAGUUUGUUGCUUAAAUGACAGCCUCAAAAAUAAUUCAUGUCUGUGAAGUGGCUCUAAUUUCUUUGUAUCGCACUAAUUGUAAUCUGUAGGUGGCCUACAUUAACUACACUGGUUAUUCACUGAAUUCCAUGCAAUUUCUCUCCCCUCUCCCCUUCCCCUUUCAGAACAAAACGCAAUCUCACAGCAGAGGAGAAUACAAUGUUUACAGUACCUUUCAAAGCCAUGAACCAGAGUUUGACUACUUGAAAAGUUUAGAAAUUGAAGAGAAGAUCAACAAAAUUAGGUGGUUACCCCAGAAAAAUGCUGCUCAGUUUUUAUUGUCUACAAAUGGUAAGGCUCAUUCAGUGUUUGAUUUAUGACAGGUCUUCCUAUAGACCUAUUUGUGCAGCCGUCCUUUUUCUUCAUUCUCUUAAUUUAGGCAUGAGCUGCAGUUGAUGGCUAAAGUGAAAGGUGUGCCCUCUCCACUUCUUUUUAGACUAUUUGCUUCUUCAGGACUCUUGUUAUCUUCAUAUCCCCAUCUAAUGUUGGUGGAUGGUGGGUGCUGGAGGAGGAGUUGCUUAGGAAGAGGCAGAAGCGACCUCACAGCGACCAGCAACUGCCUUCUUCCUUGCCACUUCCUUUCUGACAUUUUGAUAUACCGCCGUACCACAAUGUUUAGCAGGUGGUAUAUUACAAUGUUGGAAAGCAGUUAUUGCCCAGCCCUGCUUCCUAUCUCCCAUCUCAAAUCCAACUCUCUCAGAAACUGCUCCUUUUAUUCACCCUCCCAAAGUGCUGCUCCUCCUUCUUCCUUGGCUAGCUGACGUUAUCAAUCAGAGAGAAGCUCCAACACUUUGGUGAAAUUUCUGCAGGACUGUAUCACUAGACUCUAGUCUGGCUCUGCUGUCUGUCCCAUCAGGAUUCCUGAAUGUAAGAUCUGAAGCCCAGGAUAUUCUUUUCUGGCUCCUUGACCAGCUGUGCACUUUUGAGUUCCUACUUCAAAAAGAGGGCUUCUUUGUUGUCUUUAGUUCUGUGCCAUAAGGCAUGAAAUUAGACUUGAAAACAUCUUUUCAUGGUUCUGCAAGCUGCUCUGGGUAACCUGCACAGUAGUCAGAACCAUUGUUUAUACUGUCCUUUGUCCCCAUACCCCACUGCUGCUAAGUCUAAAAUAUGUGUACAGUGGUACCUCAGGUUAAGUACUUAAUUCCGGAGGUCCGUUCUUAACCUGAAACUGUUCUUAACCUGAAGCACCACUUUAGCUAAUGGGGCUGCCGGGCCGCCGGAGCACGAUUUCUGUUCUCAUCCUGAAGCAAAGUUCUUAACCCGAGGUACUAUUUCUGGGUUAGUGGAGUCUGUAACCUGAAACGAAUGUAACCCGAGGUACCACUGUAACAGAAAUAAAUACAUAGGCAACCCCCAGUUUAGCCAUACCCACAUUUCCAUUCUUUCUCUUGUCCCUUUAGCAUUGGAAUUUGGAUUGUAAUCUCCUCAGGAAUGGGACCUGUACUUUGUAAUGUAUCAUUCAGGUUGACCAGCUAGUAAAAAGUGUUCUACUAAGCAGACCGGCACUGGGUGACAUAGCUGAGUGACAGUAAAUUUAAAAACAAUACAAAGUAGACACCAGUGGCAGAGACCUGUUCAUCCAGCUGGGAAUUAUUGUUGGAGGAAAAAUGUCUUGAUUUGUUUCUGGAUAGCGGGCAUAAGAAUGCUGUUCCACAGAUUAGGGCAGCCACACUAAAAGCCUUGGUCUGAGGCUGUUACACCCUUUCCUAUAGGAUAGGGGUAAUUAACCUGUGGCCCUCCAGAUAUUGCUGGACAACAACUCCCAUCAUCCCUUGACUAUCUGCUAUGCUGGCUGGGGCUGAUGGGAGUUGGAGACCAGCAGUAUCCUAAAGACUACAGAUUAGCCACCUCUGCUAUUGGAAAUUAAUCAAAGCCAGGGCACUAUCAGCCCACUGUUCAGCAUCAGUGGAAGAAAGGUUUAUUUAAAAAUAAAAACUAUGAACAAGCUUUAACUAGCUGGAAUUGUCUUCCCUUGUGCAAUCAGUAUGUUUUAUUGGUCAUGGUUUCGGUACUCUUAACGCUGCUCACUGCGACCACUGUAAUGUAUUUCAGAUAAAACAAUAAAACUAUGGAAAAUCAGUGAACGGGAUAAAAGACCAGAGGGCUAUAACUUGAAAGAAGAAGAUGGGCGGUAUAGGGACCCUACUACAGUCACAACAUUACGGGUGAGUAACACUUUCAUUUGUCACGUGUGGCAAGCACUUAAUGUCAAGGGUGCAACGUGCAUAGUCUUGAUUUCCCCACAGUGGCUCACAGUUUUAAAACAGGCUUCAGAUCAGAUGCUGGCUAACUGUGGUUUGGCAUGAUGUCCAAAUCAACAGAUAAUCACUACAGCUAUUUCUCAAUCUCCGAAGGCCCAGUGCCAUGUUGAGCAGAUCAAAACAACCACCGCCACUCCUAUGAGCCCUGAUCUUCCCAUGCCAAGAGAUGUUGGCUUUCUGCCUCUCAUGCUGAUAGCAUUUGGUGGUGCACUUCCCUGUUAGAGUAAGUGAGAAAGAGCCAUUCAUUUCCAAAAACUGUGAGAAGAUUCUUGAAGAUUCUUGAAGCAUUGAGGUGCAAGAUUGUUCAGUCUACCUCAGCUAUAAAUAGAUGUGGAGCAUCUAGCUGUGGACUUGCGUGAUUCCUACAGGGGAGAGACUGCUGAGCUGUGUGCAGGCAGCAUGUAGGAUUGAAGUGUGCCUUACUAUCUGUGUGGUAGUAAAGUUGUAAAUAGUCUUCUGCCAACAAGAUUGAUACUGCCUUUCAAGUAAACAGUGCUCGGCUGAGCUUUACUGCUUCCAUGAGUGUUUAAUUGCCAUUGGCCAUGCACAACUUGAUUCUUUCAGCACUUAAGCUGUGCCAUCGUCACUCUGCUGUACAAGGGAUCUAGCAUACAUGCAAGGAAUUGAUGCUGGACCACCCUCAAGAUUUAUGGUUGGAGAUCGUAAAAUCUUCUUCAUUCCCCAAUGAUACAGUGGAAGGGAAACACAGGGGAGGUCAGCUCCAGGGCACUUUUUGCAGAACAGGAAUGAAUGUGACAUCUGAUGAAGCACUGGGUGAACUGAUGGGUCCUCCUUGCUCUGGCAAGUGAACAAGGUGAUAUCGUGUUUUCUUAUUGUUUGUGAUAGAUUAGCAUAGAGGAAGUCAACUAAUCAAACAGAGAGGUUGGACACUUUCUUCCUUUUCUUUGGUGGGGUUCGUACUCCAUGCUUGCAUUUUAAAUGGUAAUACUUUCUUGCAUAAUCAUUUGCCAGAUCUCUUCUACAAGCUGAAUUUAUUUUAGAAACAUCUAUUCCAUCACUGUCAACUGAUCCUAGAAAAUUGGGUAUUGUACUGUGCACUGUUGUUGUUUUGUGGGGUGGAUAUAUAUGUGCAUAUCUAGCUCAUCAUAGCCGCCUGCAUUUUUUAGCUCUUCGUGGAGGGACAGGGCAUUGGGGUGUGUAAUGAUGUGUUCCUGCGCUUCAGAAUUUGCCACUACUUCACCGCUGCUGAAGAUGUCUCUGUUCCCUUGUACUUUGCAGGUGCCAGUAUUCAGGCCCAUGGAUCUCAUGGUGGAAGCCAGUCCACGAAGAAUAUUUGCCAAUGCACAUACAUACCACAUUAACUCUAUCUCCAUCAAUAGUGAUUAUGAAACAUACCUGUCUGCUGAUGACCUACGGAUUAACUUGUGGCACCUGGAAAUUACAGACAGAAGUUUUAGUAUCUUUUUCUCAAAAAUGUAUUUAUAUUGAAUUUAUAUUCAGUUCGUUGGAAGAUCAUUUGAUUUAUCUUAGAGUAGUAUUGCCUUCCUUCCUUCUUUUUCUGCUGUGAAAAAGAUGAAUUCCAUGUCAGGGAACAUUAGGACCAUAUCAAAAACAAAACUGCCAGUAUUAUAUAAAUCUGUGGUACAACCCGGCUUAGAGCAUUCUGCACAGUUGACUGGACGAAAAGAAUAUUGUAGAACUGGAAAAGUGUGAAAUUGGGCAAAGAAAAUGACAUAGGCUGCUGGAGCAACUCUCUUACAAGGCAAGGUUCUAUUUAUGGGGGAGGGGAGCAUGGGGAAAUGUGAUGGAAAUUUACAGAAUGUAUGUAUGGUUUGGAUAACAUAGGUAGAAAGGUUUUUCUCCCCCAUAGUACUGGGAUCUAAAGAGCAGCAUUCUCCAGAAAUCUCUUUCCCCUGCGGGUUGGUUACAGUGCAGAAAGGGGGCUGUGAAACUUGCUAAAAGGAGAGUCCUUAACAUAAUAAAUCUCUAGAUAUUGUAGAUAUUAAGCCUGCCAACAUGGAAGAGCUGACAGAGGUGAUAACGGCAGCAGAAUUCCAUCCAAACAGCUGUAACACAUUUGUAUACAGCAGUAGCAAAGGAACAAUCCGUCUUUGUGACAUGAGGGCAUCUGCACUCUGCGACAGGCAUUCAAAAUGUAAGUAGUUUCUUUCAGUACUAAUCAACUUCUUGUUGCUGUUUUUUCUCUCUUUCGAGAAAAUCACGAGUCAAGCAAGAAAAUGUCGAGGGUGUUUAAGCUUGCCAACCCCAAGGGGUGCCAUAACCCUGUAGAAACAGUACAGUUAAAAACAUCAUUGCUUCUAUCCACUGCCACUCAGCAGAGCAGAGCAACACACAGGUCAUAAUAAUGAGACUAUGGUAGAGGCGAACAGCUGGUCUGUACUGUUCCUCCAAGUCCAUUCAAGGCAGUAGAAGUUCAUUCAAGGCCUAGAAAGAUGUAGAUCGGUUUCAGAACUUGGCACUUUGAGGAUUUCAGAUUCCACGUUGCUGUUUUGAAAACAAGCUUCUGUCCAUCAGUGGCUGCAGAGAUGGUCUGGAAAGUUUGUGGGCAGUGCUUGUUGAGAUCUUAAUAGUCAGACUUGGAGUGGGUGAAUUAUUUCCAGUGGCUGACAAUUAGGCUUCAGAUUGCUCCAUACUUCCCUCCAUGUUUAUUAGCAAAUUGCUUUCAUUUUUUUAAAAAAGGUAUUCUAUAAAGUUCGGUUUGCAUGGUCUUUGCAAAAGUUGAAUGCCCAUCUGUCAUGGAUGCUUGAGUUGAGAUUCCUGUGUUUGUAGGCAGUUGGACUAGAUGGCCCUCAGGGUCACCUACAACUCUACAAUUCUAUGAUCCUACAUAGGCUGGUAGAUUUGGAUAUUUUUGGCACAAAACAUAGUUUGCCUGGCUGGAGACCUUGAACCGUUUACACCUCUCCUGGGAAAUGUAUGCAUCUGUAUAAGGAGGUCUGUCUCACUUUGUGAGGAUUCUGGUUUAAAAUAACAACAUUGCCUCAGGGUUUGUUUGUUUUUCAAUCAGGCAACUAAUGUGUAAUAUUUCUCUUCACAUCCAUUUGGGAUCCCCAGUAGUGAUAUUACUCCUUUUUUGCUUCAAUGUGCAUGAGAAACGAAUGUUUAUCUUCAUGAAAUGUGAUGAUAGAACCACUGUGCUUGUCCUCUGCUUGUAGUGUUUGAAGAGCCAGAAGACCCUAGCAACCGAUCGUUUUUCUCCGAAAUCAUCUCCUCCAUAUCUGAUGUCAAAUUCAGCCAUAGUGGUCGAUAUAUGAUGACUAGGGAUUAUCUGUCCGUGAAAAUUUGGGAUUUAAAUAUGGAAAACAGACCUGUGGAAACAUACCAGGUAUGCUAUGAAGAUAAUGGGUCUCAGAUUUGACUUCAGAAAUCACAGUGUACGUGUCUAAAUAAUACGUAUGUCCUUGAAUCUGCAUGGAUGAGACCUUUUUUAAUAUAUAUAUUUCACUGAUUUUUCUUAAGAACAAUUUAAUUGAACAAAGUAAGAUAAAAAUAAAAAGUGGAAAAUAAAAUAUGUACUAUAUCAAUUUUAAUGAUUAAAAUUCCAUAUUUGGCUUCAUAAUAGAUACUGAUGUUUUUAAAAACUCAAAAUAUUGAACAAUUCAUUUAUUGUCGUCAUGCCCAACCACUGUGUCUCCUCCUCCUUAGGUACAUGAAUACCUCAGAAGUAAACUUUGUUCACUUUAUGAAAAUGACUGCAUUUUUGACAAGUUUGAGUGCUGCUGGAACGGAUCAGACAGGCAAGUCUCGACUUAUUUUGUUUUCUUUUAUUUCUGAGCACUUGAAUGCAAGCCGGUGAUUUGAAGUACUGUUUCCUUAGUUGAGCAAUACCUGAAUGAAAUGUGCUUCCCUCUCCUCCCUUAUCUCAGGCUCACAUUUUUGCCUUAAACCAGAUGUUUAGGAGACUAUUUUGGGGGCAGGGAGAGUACAAAUAGUGAGGUGAAAAGAACUUCUUGUUGACUUGUCAUUUUCGUUCAUUCAGCUGUCAUAGUUUUACUGUUCUCGUCUCCUGCCAUGUGGCUUUGUCUCAGGAUGCUUUGUGGAUUCCAGAUGAACUGUAUUAACAAUCCCCCAACCUCCCGCUUCAAGGGAGCCUUGUGCAAAUGCAUGCCAUUAAAUAUUUUUUUACCAUGUAAUCCCCCUGUAAAACUCUCUCUGUGUGUGUGUGUGUGUGUGUGUGUGUGUGUGUGUGUGUUUCCAAGCCAUUCACAAAUUUAUUUUUCAGUUUUUCAAUUUUUGUUGUUGUUGUUUAGUCGUUCAGUAGUGUCCGCCUCUUCGUGACCCCAUGGACCAGAGCACGCCAGGCACUCCUGUCUUCUACUGUCUCCCGCAGUUUGGUCAGACUCAUGUUUGUAGCUUUGAGAACACUGUCCAACCAUCUCGUCUUCUGUUGUCCCCUUCUCCUUGUGCCCUCCAUCUUUCCCAACAUCAAGGUCUUUUCCAGGCAGUCUUCUCUUCUCAUGAAGUGGCCAAAGUAUUGGAGCCUCAUCUUCACGAUCUGUCCUUCCAGUGAGCACUCAGGGCUGAUUUCCUUCAGAAUGGAGAGGUUUGAUCUUCUUGCAGUCCAUGGGACUCUCAAGAGUCUCCUCCAGCACCAUAAUUCAAAAGCAUCGAUUCUUUGGCGAUCAGCCUUCUUUAUGGUCCAGCUCUCACUUCCAUACAUCACUACUGGGAAACCCAUAGCUUUAACUAUACAGACCUUUGUUGGCAAGGGGAUGUCUCUGCUUUUUAAGAUGCUGUCUAGGUUUAUCAUCGCUUUUCUCCCAAGAAGCAGGCGUCUUUUAAUUUUGUGACUGCUGUCACCAUCUGCAGUGAUCAUGGAGCCCAAGAAAGUAAAAUCUCUCACUGCCUCCAUUUCUUCCCCUUCUAUUUGCCAGGAGGUGAUGGGCCCAGUGGCCAUGAUCUUUGUUUUUUGAUGUUGAGCUUCAGACCAUAUUUUGCGCUCUCCUCUUUCACCCUCAUUAAAAGGUUCUUUAAUUCCUCCUCACUUUCUGCCAUCAAGGUUGUGUCAUCUGCAUAUCUGAGGUUGUUGGUAUUUCUUCCGGCAAUCUUAAUUCCGGCUAGGGAUUCAUCCAGCCCAGCCUUUCGCAUGAUGAAUUCUGCAUAUAAGUUAAAUAAGCAGGGAGACAAUAUACAGCCCUGUCGUACUCCUUUCCCAAUUUUGAACCACCAAUCAGUUGUUCCAUAUCCAGUUCUAACUGUAGCUUCUUGUCCCACAUAGAGAUUUCUCAGGAAACAGUUGAGGUGAUCAGGCACUCCUAUUUCUUUUAAGAACUUGCCAUAGUUUGUUGUGGUCGACACAGUCAAAGGCUUUUGCAUAGUCAAUGAAGCAGAAACUCUCCCUCUUUUGUGGAUCCUUAUAUCAGAAUCCCGCCUCCCCCAUCUCCUUUAUAAUUCCAAGUUUUCAUAAAUCCUUAAUAUUCCUUAGUUCAAAAUUUUAACUAGAAGUUAUAAAUCAAUCCUGCUAAUGAAUUUAAUUGUUUACAAUAAUUUUUGGAAAUUAAUUUACUUUUAAUGUCUAACAACUCUUUUUCAAAUUGGGAGGUUUCAGUCGAAAAACCAUUUUAAAAUUCAAUUUAAAUACUUCAUUAAAAUGAUAUUACUGCAGCCAAUCGAUUACGAAACCUCUUAUAUCUUCAGAUCUCCUUAAUUUUAUCUCUUGAUAUGCUUCCAUAUCGCCCAAUGGUUUCUCAUUUCUUAUUUUCACAUAUACAGUGGUACCUCGGGUUACAUACGCUUCAGGUUACAGACUCCGCUAACCCAGAAAUAGUGCCUCGGGUUAAGAACUUUGCUUCAGGAUGAGAACAGAAAUUGUGCUUCAGAGGCGUGGAGGCCCCAUUAGCUAAAGUGGUGCUUCAGGUUAAGAACAGUUUCAGGUUAAGAACGGACCUCCGGAACAAAUUAAGUACUUAACCCGAGGUACCACUGUAUUGCCUCUAUUAGAGAGAACCACCACAAUGUUUUUUGUUCUUUUUUUUGGUAUUUAUUACAUACUUUGUACACCGUCUUCCUUAUAACAUGAUUCAAAAAGCCCUUAUGGGCUUUAACCUUGUCAUACCACAAAUAUGCAUGUCAACAAAACCUAUUAUCAUGUCCUUCCAGAUCCAAAAAUAAGUAUUUUCUAAUGCUAUCCAUUCUUUUAACUAGCAAAGAUAGGAUGCCUCAUAAUAUGCUCUCAGAUUUGGCAGGGAGAAUCCACCUCUCUCUUUAGAAUCGUAUCAACAAUUUGUAUUUUAUUCUUGAUUUCUUUCCCUGCCAGAGAAAUAUAGUAAUAGCCUUUUGCCAUUGUAUAAAACAUCCUGUAUUGCUGAUCGUUAGCACUGUUUGAAGUAGAAAGAACAUUUUUGGUAGCACAUUAAUUUUUAUCACUGAUAUCCUCCCCAAUAAGGACAGAUUCAUUCUUCCCCACAUCUCUAAUUUUUUCUUAAUUUCCCCCCGAACUUUAACAUAGUCUUUUAAAAUACUUAUAUUCUUUGCUAUCAGCCACACUCCUAGAUAUUUAAGUUUCUUUUCAAAUAUUAGUCCAGUCGACUGUAGAUCUUUCUUCAUUUGAUCAUUCACAUUUUUAACCAAAAUUUUCAGCUUGCUUUUGUUUUAAACCUUCUACUUCUCCAAAUUCAUUGAUUUCUUCUAAAGCCUUUGGUAUACUAACCAAUGGCUCCUCUACUGAUAAUGCCACAUCAAUGGCAAAUACCUUCAGCUUAUAUGCUCUCUGACCCACUGUUACCCAUUUAAUUGAUACAUCAGAUCUUAUUCUUCCAGCUAAGACUUCUAAAGCCAAUAUAAACAACAACAGUGACGGAGCACCUGUCUUGUCCCUUUUGUUACUUUACAUUUUUCUGUUAGCUCAUUAUUUGCUAUCAGCAUUGCAUAUUGAUUUGAAUAUAUUCCUUUCCAAAAGGUCUCUCUGAAAUUAAUCAUUUCCAUCAUUUUCUUCAUAAAAGUCCACAAAAUAUUAUCAAAGACCUUUUCUGCAUCUUUAAACAUCAAUGCUGCUUGCUUCCAAUUUCUUACCUCCAAGUAUUCUAUCAGUUAUAUUCCUUACAUUAUCUUUCAUCUGUCAACCAGGCAAAAACCUGGUCUGAUCUUGGUGAAUUAUGUCUUUUAGUACCAUUUUUAUCUGGUUUGCCAAUAUAGCUGCAAACCGCUUACAGUCAUCAUUUAAUAGAGAAAUUAGCCUAUAGUUUGUUACUAACAAUAAGUCUGGUUUUUGUUUUAGAAUGAGUGCAAUAUAAGAAUUUCUCCAAGAGUCUUCCCUGUUUUUAGUAUCUUAUUCAUUACAUCUUUCAAUGGCUGGACAAUGUUAUCUUACAAUUUCUUAUAAAACUUUGCUGACAGUUCAUCUGGUCCUGGUGUUUUGCCCAUUUUGGCUUGAUUAAUUGCCUGCUGUAGUUCCAUCAUCAUUAUGGGUGCAUCGUUAUGUGUGCCAUUAAUUUUUCAGGCUUAAAAGCAGCCUUGCCUGUGGACAGUUUGGUGCUUGGCCUCCUUUUCUCAUUUCAGGGCCAUAACUGCUAGGUCAGAUUAUUUAUCCCUCCAGCCUGGUAUUGUAGGAAGUCUUCCUCCCCACCUGCUACCUGAGGCUUUUUCUUUACAAUGGUGAUGCUGGGGGUUGAGCCUGGAACCUUCAGCAUACAAGCCAUGUGCUCUCAGUGAGCUGUGGUCCCUCCUCUACAAAGAAAAGCUGCAUUAAAAGCUAAUGUGCACGAGCAGUUAUUUAAAAGUGCGGUGCAUCUUUAUUCCACUUACUGCUUUCUUCUCCAAACUUGCCUCCUACAGCCUGAAUAAUAAGAAUGUCCCCUGUCAGUUCAAUUGCUGGAGGCCAACAGGGAACAAUAUUUAAUUUUCAUACUCCAUAUGGAUGGAUAUUUUUCUUUAAAGAAAUACAUUUAAAUAAAGAAUUUAAAUAUAAAGAAAGGGGUGAUGAUGCAGUUCUUCCUGGACAAUGCAGUCCAGAGUGCCUGAUUAAUUAAAAUGUAAAACAUCCUUCCUGAAAGUUGAAACAUUGCGUAGGAGAAUGAUAGGCUAUCUUCCUGCAUACUGGAGGCUUCUCCACCUACACCUUGAAGAGCUGCAAUCUAAUUCAAUGUCUGAUCAGACUACAGGUUUAUUAGUCUAGCUCUACUACACAGGAGUGAUGUGACCCUUUUCUGGCUCUUAGGAGUGUGAAAGUCAGGCAUACCUAAGAGGCACACAAUUGUAAUUAUAUCAUAAUUAUUUUCUUAGCAACUGCGUCAUAAUUUUGUCAUGAUUAGAGGGCUUGUCACUAUUCCCAGUAUAGCACGAACUGCUUCCUGGAAAUAAAAUAUGAAGUCAGUCAUAGGAAUGGCAAGUCUGUAAGAGACUGUGGGCAUAGUAGUUAAGAGUGUCAAAUUUUCACUAGGACGUGAAGCUCCCUGGGUUACCUUGCGCAAGUCGCCAUCUCACAGGCUGUCCUACGCCAUAAAGUUGUUGGCAAAAUGAAGAGGAACCACAUUUGCUGCCCUGAUUGCCUGGGAUUUAAAAUGCCCUAAACAAAUUAACAGAUUUCUUUUUUGGAAUAAAUUUGUAUUAGUUUUCAUUUACACUCCAAUAAUAGCCUAUUAUAACAAUACCAAUUUAUAAUACAAUUAUUAAUACCAAUCAUUCAAGUACCAAAUUAUAUAAUUUAGUUAAAGUGCCCCCUCCCCACAUGCUAGAUUUUAUCAUUUGAUUAUUUCCUUUAUUUCUGCGUUCCAAAAUCUUACUAGUUUAAAUUAUAUUCCGGUCAUAAUAAUAAUCCCUUAUACAACAACUGCAAUAUUAAUAACUUCUAUCCAUUUGAUACAUUAAAUGAUUUAUAAAACUUCAAGUGAGGAACUCACACUAGAUCCUUGUUCUUCCUGUGUGUGGCAAUUAUUCUGUCCGUGGUGUUUCGUCCUGUCCUUGUAAGAUGUUAUGUCUUUCUUUCCCCCAAUUAUUGCUGUUAUCCGCCAUGCCUUGGGCGGAGCAGGUAUCCCAUUGUUAUUCCAGAAAUAUCUCCAUCGCUUUGUCUCGUGCUUCAUUGUUUUGCACCAAGAACUUUAACAACAGCUGUGAAGGUCUCUCUGUCCCAGUAAAUAAACUGUUGUCACCAUUUCCCCCCUCAGCCUAGGAAAAAGAGUGGUCUGUCAGACUGCAGAUGACUCAAUAAAGAACCUUACCAGUUCCUUGGCAACUCACAGACUCCUUUCAUCCUUCUUUCCAGCUGAUUAUCCUUCCAAUUAAAUUAAAUUCCAAGUCCUCUUAGCGUUAUUCAGUUCACUUUGUAUAUAAUAAAGGAUGGGGAAGAGUCAGUUCUAAGUUUCCAUCGUAAACCUUUUGCAAAAUAGAGCUUCCCUCCCCUCCUUUUUUUUUUUUAACACACAGUUCCGUUUGAUGUUAUAUGCCAUAUUUAUAAUCCAAGUUCUUCUUGUACAAAUAUAAUUUGAACUAACAUUCAGAGGAGGGUUGCCAAAUCAUAAAUGUAGAGAAUAAAACUUUAAAUAAAGAAACUGUAGGCUCCCCCCCCACCGUCUUUUUCACCGAAUGAAGUCUUAUCACAGAUUCAAACCUUAAAGUCCUUGCAGUUGGUUUUUUCCACAGUUUGUGAUCUCAUCUCUUCCAGCACGCGCCUGUACUUUAAUCCAAUUAAGUUCAAAUUAAGAGGAGAACCUCUGCUUCUUAAUGGCAGCAUUGGAGGGUUUUUGCCAGGCCCAGUGCCUCCCUGCCCCCCUCAUUCCAUGCCGGAGCGAGAGCCAGGUUCCGAGACGAACUACAAUUGAAGCUCGUUCCCCCCGACCCUGGGUGGAAUUUGCAAGGAUGAUUUGCUCUCAACCAUCCUUGCUUUUCCUUUACCUACGAUCUCCCGCUGUCAUAGGGGCUGCCUCCAUUAAGGCAGAGUGGAACCAGAAGCCCAAAUGAACAGAUUCUUAACACAGUUUUCAAACUCCUCCAGAUAUUCUCAGUUCUUGGAGCUCUGAGAGAAGCCAUUUCAGUGUUGCCAUCUUGAUUCUUUUCAUAGUUGCAAUGAGGUGGUGUUUGUUUGUUUGUUUGGUAUUUUGGAAUGGCUGCAUUUUUGUAUGUGGGGUUGAAGGACAUUCACUGUUUCCCAGUAACGGCAGACUGCUACGGCAGGGAUGGGCAGCCUGUGACCUUUCAGUUACUCCUAAACUACAGCUCCCAUCAUCCCAGACAACUGACAGUGCUGGCUGGGGCUGAUGGUAAUUCAAGUCCCACAUCCUCUGGAGGGCAAAGUUCCCCAUCUCCUUGGCAGGGAUCAUCACAUUGCAGCCAUGAAUUUACCUGGCUCCUUUGGCUGAACUGCAUUCACUGCAGGGUUUGAUAAACAAGUUCUGACAAUCCUUCUAAAAGCAAGCAGUAAAGGUAAAGGUACCCCUGCCCGUACGGGCCAGUCGUGUCCGACUCUAGGGUUGUGCGCUCAUCUCACUUAAGAAGCCGGGGGCCAGCGCUGUCCGGAGACACUUCCGGGUCACGUGGCCAGCGUGACGAAGCUGCAGCUGGCGAGCCAGCACCAGCGCAGCACACGGAAACGCCGUUUACCUUCCCGCUAUAAAGCAGUUCCUAUUUAUCUACUUGCACUUAAGGGUGCUUUCGAACUGCUAGGUAGGCAGGAGCUGGGACCGAAAGACGGGAGCUCACCCCGCCGCGGGGAUUCGAACCGCCGACCAUGUGAUCGGCAAGCCCUAGGCGCUGAGGUUUUACCCACAGCGCCACCCGCGUCCCUCAAAAGCAAGCAGUGCAGAGGUGUUACUGGGUACCUAGCAGUUUGAAAGCUGUUUAACAGAGCGGGCAUCCCAGUUCCCUUUAAUUUUAUGUGCAAGGUGAUUUAGUGUAAGAACUGUACAUGUUGGUGUUCCAGUUUCUGUUUUGUAUUGGUAAAACUGGAAAUUUCUGUUCAAAAAUCCAUUUCCUAAAGCACGCAUGAUUCAGUACCAUGAAAAUAGUUAAUCAUUAAACCGUUUGAGCACUGAGAAGGCUUAGUGUUAGAACAUCUAUCUUGCAUGCAGAAGGUUCCCAGGUUCAAUUUCUGCCAUCUCCAGUGUUUCUCUAACUUCCCAUCAUCCCUAGCAGCCAGGACCAGUGGUCAGCGAUGAUGGGAGUUGUAGUUCAACAACAGUUGGGGACCGAAGUUAGAGACACACUGGUGCUGAUCCUAGAUAAGUAUACUGAAAUCGCUCAGCAUUGAUACUUAGCUGGAUCAGAAUAUGGCAGCUUCCUGUGCUCAUGUAUUAAGUGCCCAUGCUGUUGAAAUGCAAUUGUAUUUUUGAGAGGAUACUUUCCCCAUGAAUAUUUAUUCAGCUCCCUGAAUAAAAAGAACUGCAGUAAAAGCUUCUAGCAAGGAAACACACCUGGAAACUCUCUUUUGUCUUCUCCAUCUUUCAGUGUCGUCAUGACUGGCUCCUACAACAACUUCUUCAGAAUGUUUGAUAGGAACACAAAGCGGGAUAUCACUUUAGAAGCUUCUCGGGAAAACAAUAAGCCCCGCACCGUCUUAAAGCCCCGCAAAGUCUGCGCCAGCGGCAAACGGAAGAAGGAUGAGAUCAGUGUUGACAGCCUAGACUUCAACAAGAAAAUCCUCCACACAGCCUGGCAUCCCAAGGAAAAUAUCAUUGCCGUAGCCACUACAAACAACUUGUAUAUAUUUCAAGACAAAGUGAAUUAGAGCUAGUGUUCCUAGCAGAGGAGUCCACUUCCUGCAUAGUUCAGAUAGAUGAAUCUAGCAUUUGUACCCGUAAACAAUAGAGGGGAGAAAACAAGAGUGCGGGAGAGCAAGAGAGAGCGAGAGAAGUCCAUUGUGGCACAUCUUUCCCAGUAUUUAAAAAUGUGCCAUAUUUGACAACACACUCUUCUAGAUAGCUAUGUGGAUGGUUUCUCUCUGUUGAGGAGUUCUCCAUGUCUGCUAGCCAUUUAGGUGAGGCUAGGGCACUUUUUAACACAACGACUACUUGCACCAUCUUGCCUAAUGGACUAGAGGUUGGACUAUUAUCAACAUUUGGUUCCUCCAGUUUUUUAUGCCUUCCAUUGUGAUGACGUCUGCCACAGGGAAAAGCCUUCAAGUCAUGCUGUGGGAUUUAAUUGUGUAACCUCAUUACUGUAUUAUUUGUGGCCCUUUUUUAUUAUUAAACAACAGCUCAUUCUUGCUGUGGCUUGUAGCAUUCCUCCUAUGCCUCCUGGACUCCUUUCCCUUAAAAAAAACCCGUUCCCCUCCCCUCCGCCCCAUGGUGGUGGUGCAUAGAGAAAAAAAAGUGAAAAGCACAUAAAAUGGGUCAAAGGGGUCUGUGUUGCAAAGAAUAAAAGGUUUUUAAUAAACAAUUGACUGUAAUCACUCUUUGCCAUUUCUGGCAUAAAAAAAAUAAAAUCCUAAAAGGUGGGGGGGGGGGAUUCUACUGAAUAAAAGUGACAGAAUGGUGAAUCUGUUCUUUUUUCCCCUUUUUAAUCUACCUCUUUAUAUAUGAAUUUCUUUUUUUAUUAUUAAAAAUAACUUGACGCAUGAUAAAAUGUUUUGGCAUUGAUUUUAACCAGUAUUAUUUUUCAUUAGGAAAUGGAGGAAGGGUUGUUCUUUUUAUUCCUAUAUGAAAAUGUUAAAAUGUCACUUUAGUAUUUAAGAGCAGUUUGCAUUUUUUUUUAAAAAAAACCAACCUCUUGGAUUCUAUUGAACAGUCAUUCAUUCAUUCAUUCAUUCAUUCAUUUCAUAUAUUGGUAAAUGCUUCCCUUUCCCCCUCUUUUCCUCUGUUAACAGAGCUCUUUGUCUGAAUUGGGGAGGGGGGGUUGAACUUUUGUAGACUACAAUUAAGGUUUUAUGGGACUAACCUUUUUCUUAUGUUAACCCCUUUGUCCUAAUUUUAUUGAAUGCCUUGUUUAGGAUCCAGACUCACAUGACAGUGCUUUCUUUUAUUUUCUUUUUUAAAAAGAUGUCAUUAAAAUUUCUUGUUUUUUAAGCAGUACGUCGUGCAAAUUUUAAUAUAAAGUGAUUUAAAUAGAUUUUAAAAAUUAUACUGCAUUCUUGAGUAUCCCUAUAUUUUAUGUAUUUCUGUUGCUACUGGUAACUUGAAUGGAAAUGUAGUUUUACCUUAUGAGUGUUCCUUUUUUCAUUUGACUUUUCGAAACUCCUGCCAUUAAAGACAAACUUGAAAAGUC